Molecule: messenger RNA, 55067 nt
Organism: Coregonus sp. 'balchen'
Lineage: Eukaryota; Metazoa; Chordata; Actinopteri; Salmoniformes; Salmonidae
Source: the annotation of a GenBank genome assembly
AUGCCCCCUCUGCCAGUUCAUGAGGUCAUAGGAAGCGAUGGGGUCACCGUUGUGGUCAAAGCUGACCUCCUCCCCGAGUGUGGAAAACUUCGCCUGCUUCAUGUAAUGUAGUAGCUGGGGAGAGAGGAGUGGAGAGGGUGAGACAAGAAACGAUACACUCUACUCCACCUACUGGUGUGUGUUUUGUGUAUCUGCAUGCGUGUGAAUGAGAAACAGGCAUUGAUAUCUAUUCAGCAACACUGAGCAGAGUAUCUUCAGCUAUAGACUCACUUGCCACGGUUUAACAUGCAUUGGGUCCCCACAGGUGCCAUUGAUAAAAGGCCCCUGGCCAGCCACACAGUUGGUCAUAUGCUGCAGGGCGUGGGCGAUGAGAUACACAGCCUUGUACACGUUAUAGGACACUCUGAGCUGGCUCACAUCAGCAUAGGGUGUGUACACAUCCCCCAGGACCUCUCUUCCGCUACAGGGCUCUCUGUCCAGGUAACUGGCAGAGUGAGAGUGGGUGUUUAAGGAUCCGUUCACUCUACAGUUGAACGUCUCUUCCCAGAACUCUGCCAGGAAAGCCGACUGACGUCCGUGGGACGGUCCUAGUCUGGUCAGAAAGUCUUUGAGCCCGGGAAUAACAUCAGCCUUCCGUAUCCCAAAUCCCAGCGUUCCCGUCAGGAGAUCUCCGAACUCUCCCCACAGGGACUUGGAGGUGGCCCAGGCCUCGCUGGCAAUCAGCUGCAGCCCUGUGACAUUCCGCUGCAGACACUCCCUGAGGAUACUCCGAAGCUCCGACUCACCAGAGAAAUUCAGGAGGACUCGGGAGGAUGAGCCCUGGGUAACAAUGACAAUAAUAACAAAAAUGUAUAAUCAUGUACUUUUAAGACCUCCUAAGUUUUAUUUCUUUACUCACCUGGAUAGUGUCCACCAGCCGCCCCACAGCCUGCUGGGUAAGGACCACUGGGUAGAAGUGGACGUAGGCAGCACACACACCAUACUGGACGGACUCCUGUAGAAACAACUGGAUGGCAAAGCGGGCAUAGUCAGACUCCACGCCGAUGACGCCCACCCAGGUCCAGUGGAAGUAGCGUACCAGGCGAGCUAGGGCGCGUAUCUGAAAGGCAUCACUGGGCAUGGUGCGCAUGAACGUAGGGAACUGCUUCUGGUCACUCAGACAGCUGCAGGACGCAAAGUAGCUCACCUGAAAGAAGAGGGAACAGCAGGUUCAAAGUUCACUCUGCAAGAUGUCCUCAAGCAUUGCAUAGAGCUUUUAAUAUUUACGAUAUAUCUGUACUCAAUGUCAUGAUAAAAAUAAAAAAUAAACAUUUGAAGAUAUGAAAUAACAUGUUUCCUGCCAAAGUAAAAAUACAGUACAGAUGUGGGAUCUUAAUUUGACUAGUAUUGUCACAGCAAAAGAAUCCUGCAGCAACAGGAUUUCAACGUUUAGUCCAUAAUGUUGCUUGAUCUGCAGUCAGGCUAUUAGAUGUCCCAAAUUAGCCCACAUGAAAAGUGCAACACUGUUAAUAUAACCGUGUGUUAACGUGGGUUUUCAGUGAAUUUAUGUAAAUCACAAAGCUCAUCUGUACUUCCUACGCUGCAGGACAAUUCUCAGCAACAAAAGAGUGAUCAAAUUAAAAGAUCCCUUAUCUGUGUAUUAUGAUCUACAAGCCAGUCCAAAGCAGAGAGAACAGCAGGUUAAAGGUCCACUCCGUAAGAUGUACUCAAGCAUUGCAUAUAGCCCUUCAUUUUCAUAUAGCAGUCAAGGAAAGCAAUUCCAUGACAAAAUGUAUAGAAUUUCGAAUGUAGUCUUAAGUUAUGAAAUAGUAUGCCUCCUGUCAAAGUAACAGUAUUUACAGUAAGAAUCUGAAAUGUAAAUGUAGUAGCGUCAAGCCGUCUAUAUUUUAAGGGUAUUUCCAUUUCGGCUACUAUUAUGAGUCUUACUUUUACCAAGGCCCUACCUCCAUCAAAAGCCAUUUAUCAACUAUAAGAAGAUGAUUACACAAUGAUAAAAGCACAAUGUACGUAACCCUAGGUAGGCCACAGGUAGUCUCACCAGGGGUAUGUGAAAGGAGCCCAGAGUUCUGAGCACAGCCAUAGACACCCCAGAGGCGGCGUCUCCUAUGAUAACAGGGGACUCGGCCCUGCGUACAGCAGCACAGUCCGAGCCUGGACCCUGACCUGCACCCCUGGAGCCUGCUCCCCUGUCGGGCUGCCCGUUGACCAGCAGCAGAGAGCCUCUCAGGGACACAGGCACGUGGUCACAGCUGUCCCGGAUGUGGAACCCCAGUGUCAGGUGUGGGAGCAGGUCCUUUCGUUGGUUGAUCUCUCUCACUGCAAACAUCAUGGUCUGCAUCCAGCGCAGGGCCCUGGAACUGAAACUGCAGGGAAGAGGAUAGCAAGUGGCUUAGAAUCAAUGCACGUGGAGAGAGAAAGAGACAGACAGACAGAAAACAUUCUUCAUUUCUCAUCACUUACUAUUCAUAUGUAGUCUGUUGCGGUUCCCACUGAAAUGAUGUCACAGAGGACACAGGACUAUAGUGGAGAGGGAACAAGCCCCCAAGAACCACAUCUCCCUCCUGAUAGAAGCUGCUCAUCUCCUCUUCCCCCAGGAAAGUGCACCCUUCCUGGGCUGUGGCAGAGCGAACCCUGGUGGUCCACAGGAGAAGCCCCAGCAGCAGGAGUCUUGCAGAGAGGUGUGCCAUGGCAGGCAGAGAGUGGAUGUAUGAUGUGAGAUCAGUCAGGGCUUCCAGUCCACUUGUGUGGCUGUGGGGUAGGAGGCUUGCUCCCUAUAUAGGCCCCGGAAACCUGGUUGUGAUGACAUCACUGCAUACAAAGUCCUACUUUUUUUUUUUUUUUUAUUGCAGUGCGUUCUCUAAUGAGUGGAUCUUAAAGAUAGAAUCCGUAGUUGUAACAAUAACAAAGCCCCUACCCCACCUCUGUGUUGGUCAAAUGUAACCACUCUCAAAUUCAUAGACAGAGCUAUGGAUGCAAGGACUGACCAUCCAUGAUAUUAACAUUAUAGUUUUAACCAUAUUGUUUGGCUAUACAGUGUUUGUUUCCAUGUACAUUAUUUACAAACAUUGGAGUAAAAUGUGUUUAUAUUUUGUGUUCUGAUGGGGUACGACAGUUGAAAUAAGCUCAUGAGGCAUUUAUAAGUUAUGUUCUUCUAGAAUCAAUGGGUAUAUAUCAUUAAUUUAAUUCCAAAAAUAGAUGUAGCAACAAAGGAAUCUAGCUUUAAAGGGAUCAUUCACCCCAUAAUCAAAGUGGAUUUCAGACAUUUACGUACCAGAUUUCCUGCUCAACAGUAGGUGUCAGCAUAUGCACUGCAUUAGAACAAAGCUGUGUUGAAUCGUCUGUGUGUGAUGUCACCACAAUUUCUAUCAGUCCAUCAAUGAAAGAUAAGAGGACAUGAAUACAGCCAUGCUUACAAAUGUGCAUUGGUAGUCUUAAACAAAUCUACUUUGAAACAAAAAUAUACACCUUACACACAUGGUUAUGGUCAUUUAAAAAAAAGAAGACAUCUGUACCAUGUCAGAUAUAGAGUUGAAAUGUAUUACAUUUUGAGUUUGCAUCCCAAAAUCACACAUUAUUUAUAUACAGUACCAGUCAAAAGUUUGGACACUUUUACUCAUUCAAGGGUAUUUCUUUAUUUUUACUAUUUUCUACAUUGUAGAAUAAUAGUGAAGACAUCAAAACUAUGAAAUAACACAUAUGGAAUCAUGUAGUAACCAACAUUUUUUUGAGAUUCUUCAAAGUAGCCACCCUUUGCCUUGAUGACAGCUUUGCACACUCUUGGCAUUCUCUCAACCAGCUUCAUGAGGUAGUCACCUGGAAUGCAUUUCAAUUAACAUGUAACAGACACAUCUAAACAUCAACUGUUCAGAGGAGACUGCGUGAAUCAGGCCUUCAUGAUCGAAUUGCUGCAAAGAAACCACUACUAAAGGACACCAAUACGAAGAAGAGACUUGCUUGGGCCAAGAAACACGAGCAAUGGACAUUAGACCGGUGGAAAUCUGUCCUUUGGUCUGAUGAGUCCAAAUUUGAGAGUUUUGGUUCCAACCGCCGUGUCUUUGUGAGACACAGAGUAGGUGAAUGGAUGAUCUCUGCAUGUGUGGUUCCCACCACGAAGCAUGGAGGAGGAGGUGUGAUGGUGCUUUGCUGGUGACACUGUUGGUGGUUAAUUUAGAAUUGAAGGCACACUUAACCAGAAUGGCUACCACAGCAUUCUGCAGCGAUACGCCAUCCCAUCUGGUUUGCGCUUAGUGGGACUAUCAUUUGUUUUUCAACAAGACAAUGACCCAACACACCUCCAGGCUGUGUAAGGGCUAUUUGACCAAUAAGGAGCGUGAUGGAGUGCUGCAUCAGAUGACCUGGCCUCCACAAUCACCCGACCUCAACCCAAGUGAGAUGGUUUGGGAUGAGUUGGACCGCAGAGUGAAGGUAAAGCAGCCAACAAGUGCUCAGCAUAUGUGUGAACUCCUUCAAGACUGUUGGAAAAGCAUUCCAGGUGAAGCUGGUUAAGAGAAUGCAAAGAGUGUGCAAAGCUGUCAUCAAGGCAAAGAGUGGCUACUUUAAAGAAUCUAAAAUCUAAAAUUAGUUUUGAUUUGUUUAACACUUUUUUGGUCACUACAUGAUUCCAUAUGUGUUAUUUCAUAGUUUUGAUGUCUUCACUAUUAUUCUACAAAAUGUAGAAAAUAGUAAAAAUAAAGAAAAACCCUGGAAUGAGUAGGUGUGUCUAAACUUUUGACUGGUACUGUACAUCACAGAAGACUGAAAUAUAACAAAACCGCUCGACAUGGAAACACCAGAUUAUUAUUUUAAAAUAUAUAAUGUUUAUUAAUUAGGAAAUUAGGAAGAAUAUUACUAACAUUCCACCCAUGAGGCCACUAAAGGGCGAUUUGGUCAUUCGAAUGCAGGAAAGGGAUUCAAAAUACCUUUGUAUAGGCAUCCUACUAAAAUAUCAUGAAACAAAUUACAAUCACUUAAAACACAAUGUGAAGUGUGUUAUAUUGAGUGGGAUUCUUAUUACCUAUCACACAUAUUGUCUACCAUAAAAGUCCCAGUGUGCUUCUCCAAGCCACUGUGAGUGUUUGGGAGGGAGGGGUGAGGAUCACGUGAAAUCCAGGGAGAUACCAAAUUAAACCAGAUGAAAUGAUGACGAGACCAAGGAGUAUAAAACUGAACAACCUGAACAGUCCGUCUAUACUGGACCAGUCUGUGUGGGAGGAUAUCAGCUUGUCUAUGAACAGGAGGAUCUCUCUGCAUCUAUCGGACCAGUCUGAGGAUGUCUCUUCUUCUGUGGUGGUCCCUGUACUGCCCCGUCUCUAUUUCCCCUCUGACAGAAGCCACCUCUACCCAGCCUGCCUGCUCCCCGCAGGGGGCCUUUGAGCUGCCUGGGUUUUCAGCCCAGGGUGACUUCAUGAUGGGGGGGAUCUUUCCCCUUCACUAUCGGGUGGAGCUGCCUGGGACGGACUACACCCACCAGCCCCUGGCAGCACAGUGUGAAGGGUAAGCCGAGUCACAGGGGGCAUGGAUGUGUGGCUCAAGUCCUACUGUAGAAAACAAGAGUAUGUAGUGGAUAGGUUCUGAUUGUCACGUCCCAUUGGGGGCCUUUGACCCCUACUGUGAACUCUAGUCUAAUGGCUUUUCCUCUUCUCUCCUUUUCUGUGUUUUCCUCCUAAUCCCUUAACACCGUGUCCUGUGCUGGGAUUGUUGCCACAUUCAUUGAGGUCAUAUUUCUCUGUCUAGUUGUAUUGUUCAGACCAGGCUGACCACCAGUGGAAGUGGAACGGGGAUACAUUCUCUCUCUCUCUCUCUCUCUCUCUCUCUCUCUCUCUCUCUCUCUCUCUCUCUCUCUCUCUCUCUCUCUCUCUCUCUCUCUCUCUCUCUCUCUCUCUCUCUCUCUCUCUCUCUCUCUCUCUCUCUCUCUCUCUCUCUCUCUGUGUGUGUAUUCAGGUUUGACCCGAGGGCGUUCCGCUGGGCUCAGACCAUGAGGCUGGCAGUGGAGGAGAUCAACCAGAAUGAGCAGCUGCUGCCCAACCACACGCUGGGCUAUAAGAUCUUUGACUCGUGUGCCACGCCAGUCACGGCUCUGAGAGCAGUCCUGGCGGUGCUGAACGGACAGGGUGAAGAACAGAGCCCUAUGUGUUCCGGUGCCAGCCCGUUAAUAGCCAUGGUAGGGGAGUCUGGCUCCUCACAGUCCAUCGUUUUGUCCAGAACUCUGCAGCCCUUCAGAAUCCCCAUGGUAAGUGACAAUGUUUUGAGGAGAUGUUUUUGCAGGGUGCAGAUCAGGGUUGUAAUGCUGCCAGAGUGCACCGGAGCAUUGCUCUGCCACUUCUCACAGUGGUGCCUGUUUACCACAGUUAGAUCAAAUCUGAAUCGACGUCUGAAAAUUAAAGUAAUGUUCUAUUAGUAUUCUAUAUAACAGAACUGAAUAGCGUAGUAUAACAUGACUGUUAGAUCAAAAAACACGACUUCAUUUCUCAUGAGAUUUUAGGAUGAUAAGCUGAGUGGUCACAUUUUUCUUUCUCAUGCGGCCAAAACUCAACAUUGAGUGGCAAAAUAUGUGCUUUGAUUGAAACAAAAUCCAGGUACAAUAAGCCUAUGCUAUUUGUUACCACCAUCUGCUCCCAUUCGCUCAAGAAACCAUAGUUAGGCCUACAUCAUUCAAGAAGAUCUAAAUGCAUAUUCCCAUGAAACUGAUUAAGCUCAAAUGAUUGGCUGGAGAUGCAUUUCACCGGGAAAACGAGAAUAAUCAUUAUUUACGAUUGACAGAUGGCCUAUUUUAAAAUUAGGCAUGUCUAAUUUGGUGUUUGAUGGUAUUAAAAACAGAACAAUUUAUUGAGACAAUAUGUGUGGGUGUGAACAGACAUUGCAUUUGGAGGAUGCAUUUUAUGCAUAUUCUAAAAAUAAUAUUCAAUAGUCUACAUCUGUCGGUACAAACUUUGAUUGAGAAAUGAUGACUUCAUUUCCUUAGAUGUGGGCUCCGGUACCUCAGAAAAUGCCACUACACCACUGGAGCAGAUGAAAAGGCAUUUAUUGUUUUUAAGUUAAGAUCCACUGCUGAAAUAAGGGGAACUAGAAUAAAAUAAAAUUCAGAAGCUGUGGAUCCGUUUUCUAAUUCAAAACUGUUGAAUUAUUUUAGUGUAAAUAGCUAAUCUACUAUUCAAAAGGGAGGUGUGUCUGUGACUCUGAACACAUAUUUAAAAGUGCUUAUUAACAACUUGUAACUAUAAUUACAUAGUUUGUUAAAUACUGAAUUCAGCAACUAAAUAUGUUGUCUUUUGUUUAUGACUACUGUAAAUAUGAUUAGCCCUCUCAUAAAUAAUACAUUAUUUGUAUAUACUACCAGUCAAAAGUUUGGACACACCUACUCAUUCAAGGGUUUUUCUUUAUUUUUACACUGUAGUAUAAUAGUGAAAACAUCAAAACUAUGAAAUAACACAUAUGGAAUCAUUUAGCAACCAAAAAAGUGUUAAAUAAAUCAAAAUAUAUUUCAUAUUUGAGAUUCUUCAAAUAGCCACCCUUUGCCUUGAAGACAGCUUUGUACACUCUUGGCAUUCUCUCAACCAGCUUCAUGAGGUAGUCACCUGGAAUGCAUUUCAAUUAACAGGUGUGCCUUCUUAAAAGUUAAUUUGUGGAAUUUAUUUCCUUCUUAAUGCAUUUGAGCCAAUCAGUUGUGUUGUGACAAGGUAGGUGGGGUAUACAGAAGAUAGACCUAUUUGGUAAAAUACCAAGUCCAUAUUAUGGCAAGAACAGCUCAAAUAAGCAAAGAGAAACAACAGUCCAUCAAUACUUUAAGACAUGAAAGUCAGUCAAUCAGGAACAUUUCAAACACUUUCAAAGUUUCUUCAAGUGCACGCAAAUACCAUCAAGCGCUAUGAUGAAACUGGCUCUCAUGAGGACCGCCACAGGAAUGGAAGACCCAGAGUUACCUCUGCUGCAGAGGAUAAGUUCAUUAGAGUUACCAGCCUCAGAAAUUGCAGACCAAAUAAAUGCUUCACAGAAUUUAAGUAACAGAGACAUCUCAACAUCAACUGUUCAGAGGAGACUGUGUGAAUCAGGCCUUCAUGGUCAAAUUGCUGCAAAGAAACCACUACUAAAGGACACCAAUACGAAGAAGAGACUUGCUUGGGCCAAGAAACACGAGCAAUGGACAUUAGCCUGGUGGAAAUGUGUCCUUUGGUCUGGAGUCCAAAUUUGAGAUUUUUGGUUCCAACCGCCGUGUCUUGUGAGACACGGUGUGGGUGAAUGGAUGAUCUCCGCAUGUGUAUUUCCCACCGUAAAGCAUGGAGGUGUUAUGGUGUGGGGGUGCUUUGCUGGUGACACUGUCUGUGAUUUAUUUAGAAUUCAAGGCACACUUAACCAGCAUGGCUACCAUAGCAUUCUGCAGCAAUACGCCAUCCCAUCUGGUUUGGGUUUAGUGGGACUUUCAUUUGUUUUUCAACAGGAAAAUGACCCAACACACCUCCAGGCUGUGUAAGGGCUAUUUUACCAAGAAGGAGAGUGAUGGAGUGCUGCAUCAGAUGACCUGGCCUCCACAAUCCUCCGACCUCAACCCAAUUGAGAUGGUUUGGGAUGAGUCGGACCGCAGAGUGAAGGAAAAGCAGCCAACAAGUGCUCAGCAUAUGUGGGAACUCCUUCAAGACUGUUGGAAAAGCAUUCCAGGUGAAGCUGGUUGAGAGAAUGACAAAAGUGUGCAAAGCUGUCAUCAAGGCAAAGAGUGGCUACUUUGAAAAAUAGAAAAUAUAUUUGGAUUUGUUUAACACUUGGUAACUACAUGAUCCCAUAUGUGUUAUUUCAUAGUUUUGAUGUCUUCACUAUUAUUCUACAAUGUAGAAAAUAGUACAAAUAAAGAAAAACCCUGGAAUGAGUAGGUGUGUCCAAACUUUUGACUGGCACUGUAUAUAUUCAUGUAUUUUACAUUUUGUAAUAAUGGUAUAUAAGUGGUUUACAUGCACACCUUGAAAUAAAGUGUAACUAACAUUUGCUUAAAAUAGGUGUUAUAUUUUCUUUCAGAUCAGCUAUUUCUCCACCUGCUCAUGCCUGAGCAACAGGAAAGAAUACCCAACGUUUUUCAGAGUGGUUCCAAAUGACGACUACCAGGUGAAGGCCAUCGCCAGGCUCCUCCAGCGUUUCGGCUGGAAGUGGAUCGGUGUGGUCCGGGAGGAUCACGACUACGGCCACUUCGCCCUGCAGGGCCUGAAGAGGGAGAUCCAGAACACAGAUGUGUGUCUGGCCUACGAUGAGAUGAUCCCUAAAGACUACAGCAGAGAGAGGGUCCUGCAGAUCCUGGAGGUGAUGAGGCGCUCCACAGCGCGUGUGGUGAUAGUCUUCUCUGGGGAGGGAGAGUUAUACCCUUUCCUCAAGGAGUUUGUCAAGCAGAACAUCACUGGUACCCAGUGGGUGGCCAGCGAGGCCUGGGUCACUGCCAAUGUGCUGGCAGAGACUUAUCCAUUCCUGGAUGGGACUAUUGGCUUCGCCAUCCGCUCAGGGAAAGUCCCAGGGCUCAGGGACUACCUGCAGACGGUGAACCCCGGGAGGUACCCCUCUAACCCCCUGGUGCAGCAGCUGUGGGAGGCUCUGUACGGCUGCUCUCCCUCUCCCUCUCUGUCCCCCUCCAGCCCCCUGCUGCCCCCCUGCUCAGGGCAGGAGACUCUCCUGAAGCAACACUCAGCCUACAUGAACACGUCCAGCCCCAGAGUGGCCUAUAACGUGUACAAGGCUGUGUACGCCAUCGCCCACUCCCUGAACAACCUCCUCCACUGCCAGCCAAGGGCAGGACCCUUCAACAACCACACCUGCGCUCACAGCAACAACGUACACCCCUGGCAGGUAUGUGUCAAUUAAUUAAAGUGGGGGAAAAAAAGCAUAUAAUUAUGCAAAUAACUAAACAGAUGAAUGUUUAAAAGAUUUAGGUGUGUCAACAAAUGUAAUUUGUUAAAGAAUGAGACAAUUAUUUUCCUCUUAUCAUAGCUCCAGCAAUAUCUCCAGGACGUGUCCUUCACUGUAUCAGGAGAAAAUAUUAACUUUGACCAGAAAGGGGACGCCAUCCCGUCCUAUGACCUCAUCAACUGGCAGAGGGAGCCAAACGGAGGUCCCCGCUUUGUCACAGUGGGGCUGUACGAUGGCGCAAAGGAUUCUGGGAAGGAGCUGGCAAUCCAGGAAGAGAAGAUAGUGUGGGCGAGGCAUCAGAGCAAGGCAAGCUGCUCACACUGUGUAUUUAACCACAUCAGAUGCCAACUGUUGACGUUCUGUAGAGAGACCUUUAUGUAAGUGCCUCUGCAUGGUGAAUGUAAACUCAUUAUUAUAGUUUUUUUUAAACAGGUUUAUUUGUCCUGAAAUAUUUUUGUUUCUCCAAAGCUUGUAUUGCAGGUAACCCAGUUUAUGCGUUCCAAUGCUUGAUUCUCCUUUGUUAUUCUCUGACCAUGCACUGUCAGGGAGAUUUCUCAAAUUAUCUCAUAUUGAGUGCCCUCUAGUGGCUGGUAUAAUAUUACAUUUUAAAUUUUAGUCAUUUAGCAGACGCUCUUAUCCAGAGCGACUUACAGUUAGUGAGUGCAUACAUUUUUCAUACUGCCCCCCCUGUGGGAAUCGAACCCACAACCCUUGGCGUUGCAAGCGCCAUGCUCUACCAACUGAACUAUAGGAGGGACUAUGAGUAUUGAGGUAGCAGGAAAAUAUUGGUCUUUGUUGUAUUCAGGUGGUGGUCUCCGUGUGCAGUGCCAGCUGUGCUCCAGGAUCCAGGAAGGCUGUCCGUCGUGGGGAGCCUCUGUGCUGCUUUGACUGUGUACCAUGUGACAGCGGCAAGAUUAGUAAUCAGACAGGUGAGGACUCUGAUAUUCCCUAAUCAAUAGAAUGACUUAUCUGUAGAUUAGUAAUCAGACAGGUGAGGACUCUGAUAUUCCCUAAUCAAUAGAAUGACUUAUCUGUAGAUUAGUAAUCAGACAGGUGAGGACUCUGAUAUACCCUAAUCAAUAGAAUGACUUAUCUGUAGAUUAGUAAUCAGACAGGUGAGGACUCUGAUAUUCCCUAAUCAAUAGAAUGACUUAUCUGUAGAUUAGUAAUCAGACAGGUGAGGACUCUGAUAUACCCUAGUCAAUAGAAUGACUUAUCUGUAGAUUAGUAAUCAGACAGGUGAGGACUCUGAUAUUCCCUAAUCAAUAGAAUGACUUAUCUGUAGAUUAGUAAUCAGACAGGUGAGGACUCUGAUAUACCCUAGUCAAUAGAAUGACUUAUCUGUAGAUUAGUAAUCAGACAGGUGAGGACUCUGAUAUUCCCUAAUCAAUAGAAUGACUUAUCUGUAGAUUAGUAAUCAGACAGGUGAGGACUCUGAUAUACCCUAGUCAAUAGAAUGACUUAUCUGUAGAUUAGUAAUCAGACAGGUGAGGACUCUGAUAUUCCCUAAUCAAUAGAAUGACUUAUCUGUAGAUUAGUAAUCAGACAGGUGAGGACUCUGAUUUACCCUAAUCAAUAGAAUGACUUAUCUGUAGAUUAGUAAUCAGACAGGUGAGGACUCUGAUAUUCCCUAAUCAACAGAAUGACUUAUCUGUAGAUUAGUAAUCAGACAGGUGAGGACUCUGAUAUUCCCUAAUCAAUAGAAUGACUUAUCUGUAGAUUAGUAAUCAGACAGGUGAGGACUCUGAUAUUCCCUAAUCAAUAGAAUGACUUAUCUGUAGAUUAGUAAUCAGACAGGUGAGGACUCUGAUAUUCCCUAGUCAAUAGAAUGACUUAUCUGUAGAUUAGUAAUCAGACAGGUGAGGACUCUGAUAUACCCUAGUCAAUAGAAUGACUUAUCUGUAGAUUAGUAAUCAGACAGGUGAGGACUCUGAUAUUCCCUAAUCAAUAGAAUGACUUAUCUGUAGAUUAGUAAUCAGACAGGUGAGGACUCUGAUAUACCCUAGUCAAUAGAAUGACUUAUCUGUAGAUUAGUAAUCAGACAGGUGAGGACUCUGAUAUUCCCUAAUCAAUAGAAUGACUUAUCUGUAGAUUAGUAAUCAGACAGGUGAGGACUCUGAUUUACCCUAAUCAAUAGAAUGACUUAUCUGUAGAUUAGUAAUCAGACAGGUGAGGACUCUGAUAUUCCCUAAUCAAUAGAAUGACUUAUCUGUAGAUUAGUAAUCAGACAGGUGAGGACUCUGAUAUUCCCUAAUCAAUAGAAUGACUUAUCUGUAGAUUAGUAAUCAGACAGGUGAGGACUCUGAUAUUCCCUAAUCAAUAGAAUGACUUAUCUGUAGAUUAGUAAUCAGACAGGUGAGGACUCUGAUAUACCCUAGUCAAUAGAAUGACUUAUCUGUAGAUUAGUAAUCAGACAGGUGAGGACUCUGAUAUUCCCUAAUCAAUAGAAUGACUUAUCUGUAGAUUAGUAAUCAGACAGGUGAGGACUCUGAUAUACCCUAGUCAAUAGAAUGACUUAUCUGUAGAUUAGUAAUCAGACAGGUGAGGACUCUGAUAUUCCCUAAUCAAUAGAAUGACUUAUCUGUAGAUUAGUAAUCAGACAGGUGAGGACUCUGAUAUACCCUAGUCAAUAGAAUGACUUAUCUGUAGAUUAGUAAUCAGACAGGUGAGGACUCUGAUAUUCCCUAAUCAAUAGAAUGACUUAUCUGUAGAUUAGUAAUCAGACAGGUGAGGACUCUGAUUUACCCUAAUCAAUAGAAUGACUUAUCUGUAGAUUAGUAAUCAGACAGGUGAGGACUCUGAUAUUCCCUAAUCAAUAGAAUGACUUAUCUGUAGAUUAGUAAUCAGACAGGUGAGGACUCUGAUAUUCCCUAAUCAAUAGAAUGACUUAUCUGUAGAUUAGUAAUCAGACAGGUGAGGACUCUGAUAUUCCCUAAUCAAUAGAAUGACUUAUCUGUAGAUUAGUAAUCAGACAGGUGAGGACUCUGAUAUUCCCUAGUCAAUAGAAUGACUUAUCUGUAGAUUAGUAAUCAGACAGGUGAGGACUCUGAUAUUCCCUAGUCAAUAGAAUGACUUAUCUGUAGAUUAGUAAUCAGACAGGUGAGGACUCUGAUAUUCCCUAGUCAAUAGAAUGACUUAUCUGUAGAUUAGUAAUCAGACAGGUGAGGACUCUGAUAUUCCCUAAUCAAUAGAAUGACUUAUCUGUAGAUUAGUAAUCAGACAGGUGAGGACUCUGAUAUUCCCUAAUCAAUAGAAUGACUUAUCUGUAGAUUAGUAAUCAGACAGGUGAGGACUCUGAUUUACCCUAAUCAAUAGAAUGACUUAUCUGUAGAUUAGUAAUCAGACAGGUGAGGACUCUGAUAUUCCCUAAUCAAUAGAAUGACUUAUCUGUAGAUUAGUAAUCAGACAGGUGAGGACUCUGAUAUACCCUAAUCAAUAGAAUGACUUAUCUGUAGAUUAGUAAUCAGACAGGUGAGGACUCUGAUAUUCCCUAAUCAAUAGAAUGACUUAUCUGUAGAUUAGUAAUCAGACAGGUGAGGACUCUGAUUUACCCUAAUCAAUAGAAUGACUUAUCUGUAGAUUAGUAAUCAGACAGGUGAGGACUCUGAUUUACCCUAAUCAAUAGAAUGACUUAUCUGUAGAUUAGUAAUCAGACAGGUGAGGACUCUGAUAUUCCCUAAUCAAUAGAAUGACUUAUCUGUAGAUUAGUAAUCAGACAGGUGAGGACUCUGAUAUUCCCUAAUCAAUAGAAUGACUUAUCUGUAGAUUAGUAAUCAGACAGGUGAGGACUCUGAUAUACCCUAAUCAAUAGAAUGACUUAUCUGUAGAUUAGUAAUCAGACAGGUGAGGACUCUGAUUUGGUGAGGACUCUGACUCUCUACCCUAGACACAGUUGAGUGCACUAUGCUCAUCUUUUUAUUUUACUAACUAUUUGCAACACAAGAAAAUUGUUUCAAUUAUCUAAAAUAAGCUUACACUACCAGUCAAAAGUUUGGACACACCUACUCAUACAAGGGUUUUUCUUUAAUUUUACUAUUUUCUACAUUGUAGAAUAAUAGUGAAGACAUCAAAACUAUGAAAUAACACAUAUGGAAUCAUGUAGUAACCAAAAAAGUGUUAAACAAAUACAAAUAUAUUUUAUAUUUGAGAUUCUUCAAAUAGCUACCCUUUGCCUUGAUGACAGCUUUGCACACUCUUGGCAUUCUCUCAACCAGCUUCACCUGGAAUGCUUUUCCAACAGUCUUGAAGGAGUUCCCAUAUAUGUUGAGCACUUGUUGGCUGCUUUUCCUUCACUCUGCGGUCCGACUCAUCCCAAACCAUCUCAAUUGGGUUGAGGUCAGGUGAUUGUGGAGGCCAAGUCAUCUGAUGCAGCAUUCCAUUACUCUCCUUCUUGGUAAAAUAGCCCUUACACAGUCUGGAGGUGUGUUGGGUCAUUGUCCUGUUGAAAAACAAAUGAAAGUCCCACUAAACCCAAACCAGAUGGGAUGGCGUAUCACUGCAGAAUGCUAUGGUAGCCAUGCUGGUUAAGUGUGCCUUGAAUUCUAAAUAAAUCACUGAUAGUGUCACCAGCAAAGCACCCCCACACCAUAACACCUCCUCCUCCAUGAUUUACGGUGGGAAAUACACAUGCAGCGAUCAUCCGUUCACCCACACCGCGUCUCACAAAGACAAGGCGGUUGGAACCAAAAAUCUCAAAUUUGGACUCCAGACCAAAGGACACAUUUCCACCAGUCUAAUAUCCAUUGCUCGUGUUUCUUGGCCCAAGCAAGUCUCUUCUUAUUAUUGGUGUCCUUUAGUAGUGGUUUCUUUGCAGCAAUUCGACCAUGAAGGCAUGAUUCACACAGUCUCCUCUGAACAGUUGAUGUUGAGAUGUGUCUGUUACUUGAACUCUGUGAAGCAUUUAUUUUGGCUACAAUUUCUGAGGCUGGUAACUCUAAUGAACUUAUCCUCUGCAGCAGAGGUAAAUCUGGGUGUUCCAUUCCCCCACUACCUUGUCACAACACAACUGAUUGGCUCAAACGCAUUAAGAAGGCACACCUGUUAAUUGAAAUGCAUUCCAGGUGACUACCUCAUGAAGCUGGUUAAGAGAAUGCCAAGAGUGUGCAAAGCUGUCAUCAAGGCAAAGGGUGGCUAUUUGAAGAAUUUGUUUAUCACUUUUUUGGUUACCACAUAAUUCCAUAUGUUUUUUUUCAUAGUUUUGAUGUCUUCACUAAAUUUCUACAAUGUAGAAGAUAGUCAAAAUGAAGAAUAAACCCUUGAAUGAGUAGGUGUGUCCAAACUUUUGACUGGAACUGUAUAUUUAUAAAUUUUUACCCAUCUUUUCAAAAUAAAAGUUUUGGUAUUUUUUUAUGUUUUGGACAGAUAUUUUAAUUUGAUUUGAUUUGAUUUAUUAGGAUUCCCAUGGUGACAGCUAGUCUUACUGGGGGUCCGACAUAUAACAAAAAAAGACAAAAUACUUUACAAUUUACAUUGAAAAACGUUAACAUGUAGAUUGUGUGUGCUUACAUUUGAUAUAUAUCAUCCAUUGCCACUUGUUAUGAACAUUUGUCUGUUAUUCAUUCAAAAUGUUCUGUAAUACUCAGAGGCUGAGAAAUUGCCGAUUGAGCUAAUCUGACAUACCGGUACGACUUAAGAUGGCCACUGAUAUGGGCGAUAUAGGCGAUUUGAGCACCGGUGCCAUCAGAUUUUUAGCUCUAACUUUGGAAUGCUAUGGGCUAUCAACUCCAUUCCAAUUGCAUCUGAAAGAUGAGACUCUGGACUUGGUAUAGAGACACUGACUGGAAGCUAUUGUAAAUAUGUAUUUUUUCAAGGUUUAACUUUUUAGUUCACAUUUUCAGCUUAGCCACGCACCACUGGUAUACAGAGAGAUAAUUUGUCAUUCUUACAUACUAACACAGAAAUCUAAUAAGUAACUAGUUGCUUGACAAAGUCCUGAAAUUUCAGAAGGAUAAAAUAAAAGAGUUUAGAAAUUAUGACAAUUGACCCUUGUUGGAAUUUUAAGGGUUAACCUCUGCCCACCAGUUCCACUUCUGCCACCAAAUGUCACUUAUGUGUAGGAUAUCACGACUGCAUCUGUGGUCCUCUGUAGCUCAGCUGGUAGAGCACGGCGCUUAUAACGCCAAGGUAGUGGGUUCGAUCCCCGGGACCACCCAUACACAAAAAAAAAAUGUAUGCACGCAUGACUGUAAGUCGCUUUGGAUAAAAGCGUCUGCUAAAUGGCAUAUUAUUUUUAUUAUUAUAUCACAUACCCAUCAUUGAUAAAUUCCUAAUCUCUUUCUCUCUGUUUUUCUGUGUAGAUUCUAUAGACUGCACAGAAUGUCCCGAGGACUACUGGUCAAACGCUGAUGGAACAUUGUGCAUCCCCAAAGGGGUGGAGUUCCUUUCCCAUGAUGCAAUGGGGAUAGCCCUGACGGUGAUCGCUGUAGUGGGCGCCUGUCUGACCGUGUCCGUCCUGGCGGUCUUCCUCCAUCACAGGACCACUCCCAUUGUCCGCGUCAACAACUCUGAGCUGAGUUUCUCUAUCCUUUUCUCCCUGACUCUGUGCUUCCUGUGUGCGCUGAUGUUCAUCGGGGAGCCCACCUCCUGGUCCUGCAUGCUGCGCCACACCACCUUCAGCAUCACCUUCUCCCUCUGCAUCUCCUGCAUCCUGGGCAAAACUCUGGUGGUCCUGGCUGUCUUCACUUCCACCAGGCCUGGGAACAACAUCAUGAAGUGGCUGGGGCCCAAACAGCAGAGGGUCAUCAUCUUCUGCUGCACCCUGGUUCAGGUGCUGAUCUGUGCUGCCUGGCUCAUCGCUGCCCCUCCCUACCCAUCCAGAAACACCCAGGACCAACGCUCUAAGAUUAUUCUGGAGUGCAGUGUGGGCUCUCAACUGGCCUACUGGUGUGUUCUGGGAUACAUCGGCCUCUUGGCCUGUCUGUGCUUCAUCCUGGCAUUUCUUGCCCGGAAACUGCCGGGCAACUUCAACGAGGCCAAGUUCAUCACCUUCAGCAUGCUGAUCUUCUGUGCCGUGUGGAUCUCCUUCAUCCCAGCCUACGUCAGCUCUCCUGGGAAGUACACAGUAGCUGUAGAGAUCUUUGCCAUCCUGGCCUCCAGCUUUGGGCUGCUGUUCUGUCUGUUUGCUCCAAAGUGUUUCAUCAUCCUCCUGAAGCCAGAGAAGAACACUAAACAACAUAUCAUGGGGAAGAAAUAAAAAUGUAUAGAUCAAUGAGGACACCUUUAAUUGUUAGAGUUUUAAGUUGACUUACCUACCGUAAACCCAUAAAUGAAAUAGAUGUUCAUAGUGUCUUCGGGACAUUUUUGUGGAAUGUGGUAAGCUAGAAAUUAUGAUUUAUUACUGUACCAUUUUCCUGAUCAAAGAUAUAGCUCACCCAAAUUAGCUAAUUUUAUGGUUACUGUAUCUAGAGAGAGUCAUGCUAUGUUUUUGUUUUAACAAUGAUUAUUUCAUUAUCAUUAGACAGUGGUUAUUAUAGAUGUUAUUGUUUUUUGCAGUAUCUUAAUUAUUGUUUUAAUUUAGUAAUUUUACUGUUUCCCCUUCCUUUUGUCAUAUUAUUCUGGUUACUAAGCAUCAUUUGUUUCUCCUUUUUUUGUCCUUUAAAAACAAAAUGGUGCAUCUCAAAGAGUUUUCAUCCUGAAAAUUUUCAAAUAAAUAAUUAAACGCUACAGCAUUUGAAUCAUGCUACCAGAGGUCUUACGUAAACACAAUAACACUAAUGCUAGGUGGUAGCGUUGGUAAACAAACUGUAAUCAUACCCUCAUCUCUAGCCUAGAUACCACUUUAUGGUACAGCAUAAACAUCUGUCAAACGUUGGUCAGUCAAACAUCUUUGGGGGGGGGGUUGCAUUGUUUGUGACGAUGUCAUAGGCCUUCUUAACAGAUGUCCAAUCCAGGGCCUGUCUUGUCAGUAAUGAGAUGCAGACAUACGAUAGGGCUAUAUAUAUAACUGCUCUCCUUCCCUCUCUCUGACUGUUAGAGGGGAUAGGUGUGAGUGAGGAUGUCUCUGCUGUUCUUGUGGUCUCUAUCUGCCUCAGUCUCUUCCCUCUCCCUCACACUCACCCCCUCCUCCACCCUAGCCCCAGACACAGAGUGUGUUCUGCAGAGUGACUUUGAGCCUGUGUUCGUGGCUGAUGGUGACUUUGUCAUUGGGGGUAUUUUCCCCCUGCACUACAACCAGGAGAUGCCAGACGUCAACUACACCUACAGACCAACAGCAGUCAGGUGCAACGGGUGAGUUUUCAGUGUUAACCAGUAAUAGACUAUUUGACCUUUAACCAUCUUUCCCUCUUCUAGUUUCUAGUUUUCUCUUUUCCCUCCUUUUAUUGUCACUUUCUCUGUUUUUCUAACACUCUCUCCUCAUCCUUCCUCCCCUCCUCCUACUCUCACUCUCCGUCUACUUUACUCUCUCACUAAUGACUCUGUUUUGUUUGUCACUCUCUCUCUCUCUCUCUCUCUCUCUCUCUCUCUCUCUCUCUCUCUCUCUCUCUCUCUCUCUCUCCUCUCUCUCUCUCUCUCUCUCUCUCUCUCUCUCUCUCUCUCUCUCUCUCUCUCUCUCUCUCUCUCUCUCUCUGUGUAUUCAGGUUUGACCCGAGGGCGUUCCGCUGGGCUCAGACCAUGAGGCUGGCAGUGGAGGAGAUCAACCAGAAUGAGCAGCUGCUGCCCAACCACACGCUGGGCUACAAGAUCUUUGACUCGUGUGCCUAUCCUCUGACGGGGCAGAGGGCUGCACUGGCUGUGUUGAACGGACUGGACCAGGCGCACAGUCACAUGUGUUCUGGUGCCUCUCCUCUCCUGGCCGUCAUUGGAGAAUCGGGUUCUGCUCAGUCUAUUGUUGUGUCCAGAAUCCUGCAGCCCUUUAAAAUACCCAUGGUAGGGCUCCACUGAGAGUUCAGCUAUGUUAAGGAUUUUUAUUUUAUUUUGUAUUAUUUGACUUAUCGAUCAACUACAGACUUGGGAUACUGUAUAACCUUUCUGAUUCUCUGUGUGUAAAUAUGUAUAUGAAAAGGUCAUUUCCAAAAUGCUAUAUCCACACAUUAAAUCAGAAAUGAUUGCUUAUGGGUACCUUCAUGUGUGUGUAAAAUAUUACUGUUCUCAAAUUUUUUUUUUCAUAGAUUUGAGAAAAUGUGUUUAUUCGAAAAACGCUAUAUAUCCAUUGUUUAGCUGGAAUGGAAUGUACAUAUCAUGUCUAUUUAACUGUGAUAUGUGAUUGUCUCACUGAACUAUCUUAAGAUAAAUGCACUUACUGUAAGUCACUCUGGAUAAGAGCGCAUCUGCUAAAUGACUCAAAUGUAAAAUAUAAAUGUUUUACAUACAGAUCUCAUAUUACUGUAUUGAAUUAUUAUUAUCAUUAUUAUUAUUAUUAUUAUUAUUAUUAUUAUUAUUAUGAUUAUAUACAUGACUGUCUACAACAUAGAAGUCCUACUUAUUUCUCUGAGAGUGAGGCGGAUGUAUAGCAUUUAGCAAAAAAAACAAGUGAUAGAUUUUAAACAAAUACAUGUGUCAUUGAACAACCCCAUGCCAUGAUUAGAUAGUGAAAAAACACACCAAUCUCUUUCAUCAUUUCUUUCAACAAUAAAAGCUAAUUUACCAACAUUUCUGAAAAUGUAUAUAUAGCGUUUUGGAAUGAAACUCUUCAUAUGAGCGCUAUAGAAAGAAGGAGUGUGUCACUAACCAUGUCUUUCCUCAGAUCAGCUACUUCUCGUCGUGUGCGUGCCUCAGUGACAGGAGGGAGUACCCCACCUUCUUCAGAGUGAUCCCCAACGAUGACUACCAGGUGAAAGCCUGGAAUUAAAUCAAAAAGGAUUAGGCAAUGAUCUCAUAAAUCUCAAGACUCUUCAAGAAGUAUUUUUCUGAAGUGGGAGCCAAAUGGAUCUCCCUGCAGUCAACUAAAUGGAGUGAAGCAACGUAUGUUCACUUCCUGGUCUGUUAUGGCCUAGUUUCUGACUGAUCCUCCUUUCUCCCAUCCCAGGUGAAGGCUAUGGCUCAGCUGCUGGUGCGGUAUGACUGGCGCUGGGUGGGGGUGGUACGUGGGGACCAUGAAUAUGGGCACUUCGCCCUACAGGGGCUGCUGAGGGAGCUGGAGGGGACGGGGGUGUGUGUGGCCUACCAGGAGAUGAUCCCUCUACUCUAUAACCAGCAGAGGGCGCUGGAGAUCAUAGAGGUACGAAGAGAGGACGGGAGAGGGACUGUUCUGUCCCUGACGGAAAUGUGUCUUGCAUAUUCAAAACAACCUUAGUACCCCCCCUCAUGCUUCUUACCCCUAAAAUUUCCCCUGAUAACUCCUGGGCUAUCAUAGCGGAUGAGACUGUUUUUCCAAAAUCGUCUCUAACAACCUAUAUACAACUAUCUCUCCCUGUCUAACUCCUUCUACCCCUGUCGCUCAUCUCUUCCCCUUCUAACUCGACUCCACCCUGUCCUCCCUCCUCUAGCCCACCCUCCUAGACCGGAAAAAACUGCCUCCCUCCCUCAACUCAUGCUCGCAACCCGGCCCGUCCAUCCCCCUACUCUACGCAACCACGCACGCCCUCUCACGGGGACUCCCGGGCACCCUGUCUAAACCUCACGCGCCCGGGCUAACACUCACUCUCCCACUGUACCCGAAACCUCGCUCUCGACCGGCUAACGGUCACCGCCCUCUCUCCCUCCGCGCUAACGACCUACUGAUCCCCUGUCUCCUAUCGGUCAAAGGCACUUCUGAAGCUCCCCGCCCUCUACAUCCUUCAACCAACGCCGUCAAAACUCACCCCUCUCCCCUGUCUCCUCUCUCGCUCCCCUUCUAACUCCUCUCUCUCCCCUUCUAACUCUCUCUCUCCCCUUCUAACUCCUCUCUCUCCCUGUCUCCUUCUCUCUCUCCCCUUCUAACUCCCCUCUCACCCUGUCUCCUUCUCUCUCCUUCCUCUCCCCUCUAUUCUUCCUCCAUCUCUCCCACCUCUACCCUCCAUUAUCUUCUCAUUUCUCCCCUCUCUCUAUUCCCCUGUCUCCCUCUCUCUCUUCUCUCUAGGUCAUGCGUAGCUCCACAGCCAGGGUAGUGGUGGUGUUCUCUGCUGAGGGGGAAAUGACUCCCUUCCUGAAGGACUACAUGGCACAGAACAUUACAGGGAUCCAGUGGGUGGCCAGCGAGGCCUGGGUCACCGCCUCUCUCUUCACCACCAGCGAGUACUUCCCCUACCUGGGGGGCACCAUUGGCUUUGGGAUAAGGACGGGACAAGUCCCAGGGCUCAGGGACUACCUGCAGACGGUGAACCCCGGGAGGUACCCCUCUAACCCCCUGGUGCAGCAGCUGUGGGAGGCUCUGUACGGCUGCUCUCCCUCUCCCUCUCUGUCCCCCUCCAGCCCCCUGCUGCCCCCCUGCUCAGGGCAGGAGACUCUCCUGAAGCAACACUCAGCCUACAUGAACACGUCCAGCCCCAGGGUGGCCUAUAAUGUGUACAAGGCUGUGUACGCCAUCGCCCACUCCCUGAAAAACCUCCUCCACUGCCAGCCAAGGGCAGGACCCUUCAACAACCACACCUGCGCUCACAGCAACAACGUACAACCCUGGCAGGUACAGGUAUAGUAACUAUCUGGACCGUUUGAAAAAAGUAUACAACAGCUCAUGUACAGUAACUGUUCAAAAUCUGUCUUCUCUAGCACAUCCAUAUGGUAACUGCCAGCUAUAGGGCUUCAUACCACUCUGCAAAUAUAUCACAUCUCUUUUUUUUUCAAAGCUGCAGCACUAUAUACAGGAAGUUGCCUUUUCCAUUUCUGGGGAGGAGGUGAACUUUGACCUGAAAGGGGAUUCCAUCCCCUACUAUGACAUCAUCAACUGGCAGAGAGGCUCAGGUGGGAACAUGGAGUUCAUCAACGUGGGUCUGUUCGACGGUGCAAAGGACUCUGGGAAGGAGUUGGUGAUCCAGGAAGAGAAGAUAGUGUGGGCGGGGCAUCAGAGCAAGGCAAGCUGCUCACACUGUGUAUUUAACCACAUCAGAUGCCAACUGUUGACGUUCUGUAGGGUGAGGUGGAGGUAAGUAGGGGGAAUGGGAUAGGUUGGGAUUUGAUGAAAUACUGUGAUUCCAAUGUAAGAUGCAUGUUGGUCUUGCAAUGUCUCCCUCUCACAUAGUGUUAAGUAAAAAAAAUUGUAUUAAUGAAGACAACGAUACAUUUUAUGCUAAAUGUAUUAAACUGGUUCAUGGUUCAUGGUGAACCAGCCUAAUCAGCGUUGUCUCUGUGGUAUUCAGGUGGUGGUCUCCGUGUGCAGCGCCAGUUGUGCUCCAGGAUCCAGGAAGGCUGUCCGUCGUGGGGAGCCUCUGUGCUGCUUUGACUGUGUACCAUGUGACAGCGGCAAGAUUAGUAAUCAGACAGGUCCGUCAGUGAGGACUCUGCUCUGAUGCUUAUCUGUAAUUAGUAAUCAGACAGGUGAGCUCUGAUUCCUAAUCAUAGAUGACUUAUCUGUAAUUAGUAAUCAUACAGGUGAGGACCUGAUAUACCCUAAUCAAUAGAUGACUAUCUGUAGAUUAGUAAUCAACAGUGAGACUCUGAUACCCUAAUCAUAGAAUGACUAUCUGUAGAUUAGUAUCAACAGGUGAGACUCUGAUUUCCCUUCAAUAGAAUGACUUUCUGUAGAUUAGUAAUCGACGGUGAGGACCUGUUUCCCUAUCAUAGAAUGCUUAUCUGUAGAUUAGACAGGUUAGGACUCGGAUUAUUCCCCUAGUCACUAGAAUGACUUAAUUUAGAUUAGUAAUCAGACAGGUGAGGACUCGGAUAUUCCCUAAUCAAUAGAAUGACUUAUCUGUAGAUUAGUAUCAGACAGGUGAGGACUCUGAUAUUCCCUAAUCAAUAGAAUGACUUAUCGUAGAUUAGUAAUCAGACAGGUGAGGACUCUGAUAUAACCCUAAUCAAUAGAAUGACUUAUCUGUAGAUUAGUAAUCAGACAGGUGAGGAACUCUGAUAUUCCCUAAAUCAAUAGAAUGACUUAUCUGUGAUUAGUAAUCAGACAGGUGAGGACUCUGAUAUUCCCUAGUCAAUAGAAUGACUUAUCUGUAGAUUAGUAAUCAGACAGUGAGGACUCUGAUAUUCCCUAGUCAAUAGAAUGACUUAUCUGUAGAUUAGUAAUCAGACAGGUGAGGACUCUGAUAUACCCUAAUCAAUAGAAUGACUUAUCUAUAGAUUAGUAAUCAGACGGUGAGGACUCUGAUAUUCCCCUAAUCAAUAGAAUGACUUAUCUAUAGAUUAGUAAUCGACGAGGUGAGGACUCCUGAUAUUCCCUAAAAUCAAUAGAAUGAUUAUCGUGUAGAUUAGUAAUCAGACAGGUGAGGACUCUGAUAUACCCUACUCAUAGAAAUGACUUAUCUGUAGAUUAGUAAAUCAUACAGGUGAGGACUCUGAUAUUCCCCUCAAUAGAAAUGAUUUCGUAGAUUUGUAAAGCAACAGGUGAGGACUCGUUGAUAUUCCCUAGUCAAUAGAAUGAACUUAUCUGUAUAUUAUAUCAGACAGGUGAGGACUCUGAUAUUCCCUAGUCAAUAAAUGAACUUAUCGUAAGAUUAGUAAUCAGACAGGUGAGGACGUCUGAUAUACCCUAAUCAAUUCGACUGACUUAUCUAUAAUUGUGAAUCAGACAGGUGAUGACCUGAAUAUUCCCCUAAUCACUAUAAUGACUUAUCUGUAGAUAGUAUCAGACAGGUAGAGGACGUCUGAUUAUGUCCUAAUCAUAGAAUGACUUAUCUUAGAUUAUUAAUCAGACAGGUGAGGACUCUGAUAAUACCCUAAUCCAAUAGAAUGACUAUCUGUAGAUUAGUAAUCAGACAGGUUGAGUACUCUGAUAUUGCGGCCUAAAUCAAUAGAAUGACUUAUCUGUAUAUUGUAAUCAGAAACAAGGUGUAGGAGCUUGGUCUGAAUAUUCCCUAGUCAAUUAGAAUGACUUAUCUGUAGCUUAGUAAUCAGACAGGUGAGUACCUGAUAUUGCCCUGAGUCAAUCGAAUGCUUAUCUGUAUAUAGUAUCAGACAGGUGAGGACUCUGAUAUAACCCUAAGCAAUAGAAUGACUUUAUCUAUAGAUUAUAAUCGGACCGUGAGGACUCUGAUAUUCCCUAAUCAAUAGGAAUGCUUAUCUAAGAUUAGUAUCAGACAGGUGAGGACUCGGGCUGAUUACCCUAAUCACAAGAAUGACUUAUCUGGAAUUAGUAAUCAGACAGGUGAAGGACUCUGAUAUACCCUAAUCAAUAGAAUGACUUAUCUAUGAUUAGUAAACAGGACAGGUGAGGACUCUGAUAUUCCCUAAUCAAUAGAAUGACUUAAUCUGUAGAUUAGUAAUCAGACAGGUGAGGACUCUGAUAUACCCUAAUCAAUAGAAUGGACUUAUCUGUAGAUUAGUAAUCAGACAGGUGAGGACUCUGAUUUACCCUAAUCAAUAGAAUGACUUAUCUGUUAGAUUAGUAAUCAGACAGGUGAGGACUCUGAUUUACCCUAAUCAAUAGAAUGACUUAUCUGUAGAUUAGUAAUCAGACAGGUGAGGACUCUGAUUUACCCUAAUCAAUAGAAUGACUUAUCUGUAGAUUAGUAAUCAGACAGGUGAGGACUCUGAUAUACCCUAAUCAAUAGAAUGACUUAUCUGUAGAUUAGUAAUCAGACAGGUGAGGACUCUGAUAUUCCCUAAUCAAUAGAAUGACUUAUCUGUAGAUUAGUAAUCAGACAGGUGAGGACUCUGAUUUACCCUAAUCAAUAGAAUUACUUAUCUGUAAAUUAGUAAUCAGACAGGUGAGGACUCUGAUAUACCCUAAUCAAUAGAAUGACUUAUCUGUAGAUUAGUAAUCAGACAGGUGAGGACUCUGAUUUGGUGAGGACUCUGACUCUCUACCCUAGAUACAGAUGAGUGCACUAUGCUCAUCUUGUCCAUGUGUUGUGUUGAUGCUGACAGAAAGGGCCUUGUUUUGUCCAGGAGCACGUCCUCCUCCACUUGUCUUAUUCCUGUAGCCUCCUUUAACAUUAAAAGCACCAACGUAUUUUUGGUUGAAUAGUGCCAACUGGUAAUACCCUAAUUUACCCCAAAUUGGUAAUGAUUGCAAAGAGACACUGUCUGUCAACAUUUACAUUUACAUCAUUUAGCAGACGCUCUUAUCCAGAGCGACUUACAAAUUGGUGCAUUCAACUUAUGAAAGCCAGUGGGACAACCACUUUUUUUUUAUGGGGGGGGGGGGGGUAGAAGGAUUACUUUAUACUAUUCCAGGUGUUCCUUAAAGAGGUAGGGUUUCAAGUGUCUCCGGAAGGUGGUCAGUGACUCCGCUAUCCUGGCGUCAUGGGGGAGCUUGUUCCACCAUUGGGGUGCCAGAGCAGCGAAUAGCUUUGACUGGGCUGAGCGGGAACUAUGCUUCCGUAGAGGUAGGGGAACUAGCAGGCCAGAGGUGGAUGAACGUAGUGCCCUCAUUUGGGUGUAGGGUCUGAUCAGAGCCUGAAGGUAAGGAGGUGCCGUUCCCCUCACAGCUCCAUAGGCAAGCAUCAUGGUCUUGUAGUAGAUGCGAGCCUCAACUGGAAGCCAGUGGAGUGUGCGGAGGAGCGGGGUGAGGUGAGAGAACUUGGGAAGGUUGAACACCAGACGGGCUGCAGCAUUCUGGAUAAGUUGUAGGGGUUUAAUGACACAGGCAGGGAGCCCAGCCAACAGCGAGUUGCAGUAAUCCAGACGGGAGAUGACAAGUGCCUGGAUUAGGACCUGUGCCGCUUUCUGUCAAGCAGUAACACUUUUUAUUUGAUUAACACUUUGUAACACAAGUAAAUGGUUUGAGCUCAGGUGCAUCCUGUUUCCAUUGAUCAUCCUUAAGAUGUUUCUACAACUUGAUUGAAGUCCACCUGUGGUAAAUUCAAUUGAUUGGACAUGAUUUGGAAAGGCACACACCUGUCUAUAUAAGGUCCCACAGUUGACAGUGCAUGUCAGAGCAAAAACCAAGCCAUGAGGUCGAAGGAAUUGUCCGUAGAGAUCCAAGAAAGGAUUGUGCUGAGGCACAGAUCUGGGGAAGGGUACCAAAACAUUUCUGCAGCAUUGAAGGUCCCCAAGAACACAGUGGCCUCCAUCAUUCUUAAAUGGAAGAAGUUUGGAACCACCAAGACUCUUCCUAGAGCUGGCCGCCCGGCCAAAUUGAGCAAUCGGGGGAGAAGGGCCUUGGUCAGGGAGGUGACCAAGAACCCGAUGGUCACUCUGACAGAGCUCCAUAGUUAAUCUGUGGAGAUGGUAGAACCUUCCAGAAGGACAACCAUCUCUGCAGCACUACACCAAUAAGGCCUUUAUGGUAGUGUGGCCAGACAGAAGCCAUUCCUCAGUAAAAGGCACAUGACAGCCUGCUUGGAGUUUGCCGAAAGGCACCUAAAGGACUCUCAGACCAUGAGAAACAAGAUUCUCUGGUCUGAUUAAACCAAGAUUGAUCUCUUUGGCCUGAAUACCAAGUGUUAUUUCUGGAGGAAACCUGGCUCCAUCCCUAUGGUGAAGCAUGGUGGUGGCAGCAUCAUGCUAUGGGGAUGUCUUUCAGCGGGCGGGGACUGGGAGACUAGUCAGGAUUGAGGGAAAGAUUAACGGAAAAAAGUACAGAGAGAUCCUUGAUGAAACCUGCUCCAGAGCGCUCAGGACCUCAGACUGGGGCGAAGGUUCACCUUCCAACAGGACAACGACCCUAAGCACACAGCCAAGGCAACGCAGGAGUGGCUUCGGGACAAGUCUCUGAAUGUCCUUGAGUGGCUCAGCCAGAGCCCAGACUUGAACCCGAUCGAACAUCUCUGGAGAGACCAGAAAUAGCUGUGCAGUGAUGCUCCCCAUCCAACCUGACAGAGCUUAAGAGGAUCUGCAGAGAAGAAUGGGAGAAACUCCCCAAAUACAGGUGUGCCAAGCUUGUAGCGUCAUACCCAAGAAGACUCAAGUCUGUAAUCGCUGCCAAAGGUGCUUCAACAAAGUACUAACUAAAGGGUCUGAAUACUUAUGUAAAUUUGAUAUUUAAGUUUUUUAUUAUUAAUACAUUUGCAAACAUUUCUAAAACCUGUUUUUGCUUUGUCAUUAUGGGGUAUUGUGUGUAGAUUGAAAAAUAACUGUUUAAUCAAUUUUAGAAUAAGGCUGUAAUGCAACAAAAUGUGGAAAAAGUCAAGGGAUCUGAAUACUCUCCGAAUGCACUGUAUAUCUUUUCAGGGUACAUACAUCUACUUCUACAUAUAUCUACUUCUACAUACAUCUACUUCUACAUACAUCUACUUCUACAUACAUCUACUUCUACAUACAUCUACUUCUACAUCUACUUCUACAUACAUCUACUUCUACAUACAUCGACUUCGACAUACAUCGACUGCUACAGACAUCUACCGCGACAACAUCUACCCGACAUACAGCUACGCACAGCCCAUCUACUGCGACAUACAUCUACUUCUACAUACACUACUCUACAUACAUCUACUCUACAUACAUCUACGCACAUACACUACUUCGACAAAGCUACUCUACAUACAGCUACUCUACAACAGUCUACGUCUACAUACACGACUGCUACAACAUCGACUUCUCCCAUACAGCUACCUCUACAACAUCGACCCUACAGACAUGUACGGUCUACAACAUCUACUUCGACAUACAUGGACGUCUACAUACAUGCUACUCUACAGCACGACUCGACAACUUCGUACAUACAUGCUACGUCUACAGAAUCUACGGCUACAGACAUCUACGGCUACAUACAUCUACCUCUACAUAAACACCUCUACAACAUUACUUCUACCAUACAUCUACUUCUAAUACAUCUACUCUACAUACAUCGACCUCACAUAACUACCUCUACAUACAUCUACCUCUACAACAUGUACUGCUACAGACAGCUACUUCGACAUACAUCUACUUCUACAUCUACUUCUACAUACAUCUACUUCUACAUACAUCUACUUCUACAUACAUCUACUUCUACAUACAUCUACCUCUACAUACAUCUACCUCUACAUACAUCUACUUCUACAUACAUCUACUUCUACAUACAUCUACUUCUACAUACAUCUACUUCUACAUACAUCUACUUCUACAUACAUCUACUUCUAUAUACAUCUACUUCUAUAUACAUCUACCUCUACAUACAUCUACUUCUACAUACAUCUACUUCUACAUACAUCUACUUCUAUAUACCUCUACCUCUACAUACAUCUACUUCUAUAUACAUCUACCUCUGUUGUGUAUUUUCAUCUUACACCACCAGUAUACAAAAUAUAGAUUAUUUUUAAUUUCUCUUUAUUAACACAGAAAUCAUGGUAAAUUGUGUUUUUUCUUCGGUAACCAGUUGCUUGACAAAGUCCUGACAUUUCAGAAAAAAAGAAUUUACCCUUGUUGGUACUUUAAGGGCUUAACCUCUGCCCACCAGUUCCACUUCUGCCACCAAAUGUCACAUAUGUGUAGGAUAUCACAUGACUGCAUCACAUACCCAUCAUUGAUAAAUUCCUAAUCUCUUUCUCUCUGUUUUUCUGUGUAGAUUCUAUAGACUGCACAGAAUGUCCCGAGGACUACUGGUCAAACGCUGAUGGAACAUUGUGCAUCCCCAAAGUGGUGGAGUUCCUUUCCCAUGAUGCAAUGGGGAUAGCCCUGACGGUGAUCGCUGUAGUGGGCGCCUGUCUGACCGUGUCCGUCCUGGCGGUCUUCCUCCAUCACAGGACCACUCCCAUUGUCCGCGUCAACAACUCUGAGCUGAGUUUCUCUAUCCUUUUCUCCCUGACUCUGUGCUUCCUGUGUGCGCUGAUGUUCAUCGGGGAGCCCACCUCCUGGUCCUGCAUGCUGCGCCACACCACCUUCAGCAUCACCUUCUCCCUCUGCAUCUCCUGCAUCCUGGGCAAAACUCUGGUGGUCCUGGGUGCCUUCACUUCCACCAGGCCUGGGAACAACAUCAUGAAGUGGCUGGGGCCCAAACAGCAGAGGGUCAUCAUCUUCUGCUGCACCCUGGUUCAGGUGCUGAUCUGUGCUGCCUGGCUCAUCGCUGCCCCUCCCUACCCAUCCAGAAACACCCAGGACCAACGCUCUAAGAUUAUUCUGGAGUGCAGUGUGGGCUCUCCACUGGCCUUCUGGUGCGUUCUGGGAUACAUCGGCCUCUUGGCCUGUCUGUGCUUCAUCCUGGCAUUUCUGGCCCGGAAACUGCCGGGCAACUUCAACGAGGCCAAGUUCAUCACCUUCAGCAUGCUGAUCUUCUGUGCCGUGUGGAUCUCCUUCAUCCCAGCCUACGUCAGCUCUCCUGGAAAGUACACAGUAGCUGUAGAGAUCUUUGCCAUCCUGGCCUCCAGCUUUGGGCUGCUGUUCUGUCUGUUUGCUCCGAAGUGUUACAUCAUCCUCCUGAGACCAGAGAGAAACAUUAAACAACAUAUCAUGGGGAAUAAAAAGUAGUUAAUGAGUAAUGAAAAAUGUAUUUUUCCUUAUGUAUAUGCUUUUGUAACAUAAAAUGUACAGUAUAUCUCAUAUAGGCUACAAUACACACUGAGUAUACAAAACAUUAGGAACACCUGCUCUUUCCAUGACAUAGACGAACCAGGUGAAUCAAAUCAAAUCAAAUGUUAUUUGUCACUUGCGCCGAAUACAACAAGUGUAGACCUUACAGAGAAAUGCUAUGAUCCCUUAUUGAUGUCACUUGUUAAAUCCACUUCAAUCAGUGUAGAUGAAGGGGAGGAGACAGGUUAAAGAAGGAUUUUUAAGCCUUGAGACAAUUGAGACAUGGAUUGUGUACGUGUGCCAUUCAGAGGGUGAAUGGGGAAGAUAAAGAUUGAAGUGCCUUUGAACGUGGUAUGUGCCAGGCGCACCGGCUUGUGUCAAGAACUGCAACACUGCUGGGUUUUUCACGCUCAACAGUUUCAUUUUACAUUUACAAUUUCAGUCAUUUAGCAGACACUCUUAUCCAGAGCGACUUACAGGAGCAAUUAGGGUUAAGUACCUUGCUCAAGGGCACAUCGACAGAUUUUUCACCUAGUCGGCUCGGGGAUUAGAACCAGCGACCUUUCGGUUACUGGCACAACGCUCUUAACCACUAAGCUACCUGCCGCCCCCUGUGUCUAUCAAAAAUGGUCCACCACCCAAAGGACAUCCAGCCCACUUGACACAACUGUGGGAAGCAUUGUAGUCAAUAUGGGCCAGCAUCCCUGUGGAAUGCUUUCGACACCUUGUAGAGUCCAUGCCCCGACGAAUUGAGGCUGUUCUGAGGGCAAAGGGAGGGGAGGGGGGGGGGGGGGGGGGGGGGGGGGGGGGGGGCAACUCAAUAUCAGGAAGGUGUUCCUAAUGUUUGGUAAACUCUGUUUAUGUACUAUGUUGGAAAAGUUGUUUAACAGUUGUAUCUUCCACCCACCAACCUUUGAGUAGAAUCUUGCUGCAUGCAUAUUAGGUGUUAUAAAAAAAAAGUAUAUUUAUUCAUCUGGAGUUAUUGUUGUUACUCUAAUUAAUUGGUGCACUUGGGAUACAAAAAUAUCAAAACCUCAUCGAAAAUAUAAAAAUUAGAGCACAGAAUGAUCAUGAACUAGUUGUUAUGGUUACAAACUACUUCAUUUGAGCAUCACUCAGGAUUCACAUUCUAUUCAUGGCUUUAGAAAACAACACUUUCUGGGAAAUACUGUAUAGAGCCAGCGUGCCAAGAGGACUAGACUGUAAGGGAAAUACUGUAUAGAGCCAGCGUGCCAAGAGGACUAGACUGUAAGGGAAAUGCUGCGUAGAGCCAGCGUGCCAAGAGGACUAGACUGUAAGGGAAAUACUGCGUAGAGCCAGGGCCAAGAGGGACUAGACUGUAAGGGAAAAUACUGUAUAGAGCCAGGUGCCAGAGGACUGAAUGUAAGGGAAUACUGUAUAGAAGCAGCGUGCCAAAGAGGACUGCCGUAGGGAAUACUGCGUAGAGCCAGCGUGCCAAGAGGAUAGACUGAAGGGAAAUACUUGGAUAGAGCCAGGCGUGCCAAGAGGACUAGACUGUAGGGAAAAAAUUACUGCGUAGAGUCAGCGUGCCAAGAGGACUAGAAUGUUAAGGGAAAUACUGCGUAGAGCCAGAGUGCCAAGAGGAUAGACUGUAAGGAAAUACUGUAUAGAGCAAGCGUGCCAAGAGGACUAGGACGAGAGGGAAUACUGGUAGAGGCCAGGUGCCAAGAGGACUAGACUGUAAGGGAAAUACUGCGUAGCGACAGCGUGCCAAGGGACUAGGACUGUAAGGGAAAUACUGACAUAGAGCCUGCGUGCCACGAGGGACUCGACUGUAAGGGAAAUACUGUAUAGAAGCCAGCGUGCCAAGAGAAACUAGACUGUAGGGGAAAUACUGUGUAGAGCCAGCGUGCCAAGAGGACUAGACUGUAGAGGAAAUACUGUAUAGAGCCAGCGUGCCAAGAGGACUAGACUGUAAGGGAAAUACUGUAUAGAGCCAGCGUGCCAAGAGGACUAGACUGUAAGGGAAAUACUGCAUAGAGCCAGCGUGCCAAGAGGACUAGACUGUAAGGGAAAUACUGUAUAGAGCCAGCGUGCCAAGAGGACUAGACUGUAAGGGAAAUACUGUAUAGAGCCAGCGUGCCAAGAGGACUAGACUGUAAGGGAAAUACUGCAUAGAGCCAGCGUGCCAAGAGGACUAGACUGUAAGGGAAAUACUGUAUAGAGCCAGCGUGCCAAGAGGACUAGACUGUAAGGGAAAUACUGUAUAGAGCCAGCGUGCCAAGAGGACUAGACUGUAAGGGAAAUACUGCGUAGAGCCACAGUGCCAAGAGGACUAGACUGUAAGGGAAAUACUGCGUAGAGCCAGCGUGCCAAGAGGACUAGACUGUAGGGGAAAUACUGUGUAGAGCCAGCAUGCCAAGAGGACUAGACUGUAGGGGAAAUACUGUGUAGAGCCAGCAUGCCAAGAGGACUAGACUGUAGGGGAAAUACUGUGUAGAGCCAGCGUGCCAAGAGGACUAGACUGUAAGGGAAAUACUGCGUAGAGCCAGCGUGCCAAGAGGACUAGACUGUAAGGGAAAUACUGUAUAGAGCCAGCGUGCCAAGAGGACUAGACUGUAAGGGAAAUACUGCAUAGAGCCACCGUGCCAAGAGGACUAGACUGUAAGGGAAAUACUGCAUAGAGCCAGCGUGCCAAGAGGACUAGACUGUAAGGGAAAUACUGCGUAGAGCCACCGUGCCAAGAGGACUAGACUGUAAGGGAAAUACUGCGUAGAGCCAGCGUGCCAAGAGGACUAGACUGUAAGGGAAAUACUGCGUAGAGCCAGCGUGCCAAGAGGACUUGACUGUAAGGGAAAUACUGUAUAGAGCCAGCGUGCCAAGAGGACUAGACUGUAAGGGAAAUACUGUAUAGAGCCAGCGUGCCAAGAGGACUAGACCGUAAGGGAAAUACUGUAUAGAGCCAGCGUGCCAAGAGGACUAGACUGUAAGGGAAAUACUGCGUAGAGCCUAUCUAUCUAUCUCUCUGUCUGUCUUUCUACCUAUUUGUCUGUCUGUCUGUAGGGAGUACUAUUGCUUUUUAUUUAUUUUUAUUUCACCUUUAUUUAACCAGGUAAGCCAGUUGAGAACAAGUUCUCCUUUACAACUGCGACCUGGCCAAGAUAAAGCAAAGCAGUGCGAUAAAAACAACAACACAGAGUUACAUAUGGGGUAAACAAAACAUAAAAACAUACUACAGGUGUUGGGGCUGAGGAGAAGGUGUGUGAUGACAGUGAGGUUAUUCAGAAGCUACUGUCACAGAUACAUCCCAGCUGCGUGUCACUAACAUUGUGUAUAAAGACGUUUACGCCAUAGCACACACCAUCCACAGCAUGGCUUGUGAAGAGAGAGCAAACUCCACUGUGACAAAAACCUCAAUGUGAAGCCAACUCAGGUGAAUGACAAAACAACAGUAGAAUGUCCUGAUAGAUAUGUUUAUUUAGACUACAUGAAUGAAGGCUUAAGAGUUCUCACUAUACAUUACAGUUCUCACUAUACAUUACAGUUCUCACUAUACAUUACAGUUCUCACUAUACAUCACUAUACAUUACAGUUCUCACUAUACAUUACAGUUCUCACUAUACAUUACAGUGCUCACUAUACAUUACAGUUCUCACUAUACAUUACAGUUCUCACUAUACAUUACAUAUCUCACUAACAUUACAGUUCUCACUAUACAUUACAGUUCUCACUAUACAUCACUAUACAUUACAGUGCUCGCUAUACAUUACAGUGCUCACUAUACAUUACAGUGCUCACUAUACAUUACAGUUCUCACUAUACAUUACAGUUCUAACUAACAUUACAGUUCUCACUAUACAUCACUAUACAUUACAGUUCUCACUAUACAUCACUAUACAUUACAGUUCUCACUAUACAUUACAGUGCUCACUAUACAUUACAGUGCUCACUAUACAUUACAGUUCUCACUAUACAUUACAGUUCUCACUAUACAUUACAGUUCUCACUAUACAUUACAGUUCUCACUAUACAUUACAGUUCUCACAAUACAUUACAGUUCUCACUAUACAUUACAGUUCUCAUUAUACAUUACAGUGCUCACUAUACAUUACAGUUCUCACUAUACAUUACAGUUCUCACAAUACAUUACAGUUCUCACUAUACAUUACAGUUCUCACUAUACAUUACAGUUCUCACUAUACAUUACAGUGCUCACUAUACAUUACAGUUCUCACUAUACAUCACUAUACAUUACAGUUCUUACUAUACAUUACAGUUCUCACUAUACAUUACAGUGCUCACUAUACAUUACAGUUCUCACUAUACAUCACUAUACAUUACAGUUCUCACUAUACAUUACAGUUCUCACUAUACAUUACAGUGCUCACUAUACAUUACAGUUCUCACUAUACAUCACUAUACAGUUCUAACUAUACAUUACAGUUCUCACUAUACAUCACUAUACAUUACAGGCAGGCAAACGACAGGUCAAGGGCAGGCAGAGGUCAGUAAUCCAGAUCAGAGUCCAAAAGGUACAGAACGGCAGGCAGUCUCAGGGUCAGGCCAGGCAGAGGUCAAUAAUCCAGGGUGGUGUGACAAGGUACAGAACGGCAGGCAGGCUCAGGGUCAGGGCAGGCAGAAUGGUCAAAACCGAGAAAACUAGAAAACAGGAACUUGAAAAAGACAGGAGGGGAAACCACGCGUAGGCUUGACGAAACAAAACAAACUGGCAACAGACAAACAGAGAACACAGGUAUAAAUACACUGGGGAUAAUGGGAAAGAUGGGUGACACCUGGAGGGGGGUGGAGACAAUCACAAAGACAGGUGAAACCGAUCAGGGUGUGACAGUACCCCCUCCCCUAGGGGCACAACCUGGCAUCCUACCUGGAAACUCAGUGAUGAGGCCUGGGUCCAGGAUGUCCCUAGCGGGGACCAAGCACCUCCCCUACAGGCCAUAACCCUCCCAGUCAACCAGGUACUGGAAUCCCAUGCCCAGAGGUCGAAUCUUCAGGAGACGCCUCACUUUGUAUGCCGGUUGGCUGUCGAUGAGACGGGGGAGAGGGGGGGCCCUGGAAACAGGAGACAAAGGGCUGUGAGACAUGGGUUUGAUCCUAGACACAUGAAAAGUGGGAUGUAUAUGGAGGGUACGGGGCAACAGAAGAUGAACAGCAGAGGGGCUAAUGAUCUUGGAGAUGGAGAAAGGGCCGAUAACCGGGGGGAAAGUUUGCGGGACUCCACCCGGAGGGGCAGAUCUCGGGUGGAUAGCCAUACCUUCUGCCCGAGAUGAUACCGGGGACCGGGGUCCGGUGGCGGUCUGCUUGUCAUCGAUACCUGGAGGUGGUCUUGAGAAGAGCCGACCGGGCUCUCCUCCAGGUACGACGACAGCAGCGGACAAACAUCUGGGCCGAGGGUACGCCGACCUCUUCCUCUUGCUCCGAGACGAGCGGUGGCUGAUAACCCAGGAAACACUCAAAGAGCAAAAUACCCGUGGCAGAGCAGGGAAGAGUGUUGAUGGCGUAUUCGACCCACACUAGUUGCUGGCUCCAGGUGGUAGGGUUGGCGGAGACCAGGCACCGCGGAGUCGUCUCCAGGUCUUGGUUGGCUCACUCCGACUGGCCGUUGGACUGAGGGUGGAAACCGGAGGACAGGCUGGCCAACGACCCAAUGAGUAUGCAGAACACCUUCCAGAACUGGGACGAGAACUGAGGACCCCGGUCGGAGACUAUGUCCACUGGGAGUCCAUGGAUCCAGAAGACGUGCUGUACCAUGACCUGGGUCGUCUCUUUGGCGGAGGGUAGCUUGGGGAGAGGAAAAAACCGGUCCACAACAGUCAGGAUGGCGGUGUUGCCAUCACACGGGGGAAGACCCGUGACAAAGUCAAGGGAUAUGUGAGACCAGGGUCGGUGAGGAACAGGCAGAGGUUGGAGGAAACAAGCCGGAGCUUGGCGAGGAGUCUUGUUCUGUGCACAGAUCGUGCAGGCGGCGACGAACGCGGAGAUGUCAGGAACCAUGGUAGGCCACCAAAAGCGUUGUUGCACAAAGGCCAGGGUCCGACGGGAGUCCGGGUGACAGGCAAGCCUAGAGGAGUGGGCCCACUCCAGGACCGAGGAGCGGACAGCGUCAGGAACAAACAUUUGGUUAUCUGGCUCCCCCCGGGGUUUGGCUGGGAAUGCUGUGCCUCCCGGACCUGCUUCUCUAUUCCCCAACUGAGUGCCGUCGCAAAGCACGAGGUGGGAAGGAUAGUCUCGGAUUCCAGGGGUGUAGCCGCGGGGCAAUAGCGGUGUGACAGUGCAUCUGGCCUGACAUUCUUGGAUCCCGGUCGGUAUGAGAGGGAGUAGUUGAACCGGGUGAAAAGCAGGGCCCACCUAGCUUGCCUGGAAUUGAGACACUUGGCGGUGCGGAGAUAUUCCAAGUUCUUGUGGUCUGUCCACACAGUGAAUGCCCCCUCCAGCCAGUGCCUCCACUCCUCCAAUGCCAUUUUCACUGCGAGAAGUUCACGAUUCCCCUACAUCGUGAUUCCUCUCCAUGGUGUUGAGGCGAUGGGAGAAGAUGGUGCAGGGAUGAAACUUGAGGUCCAGGGCCGCACGCUGGGACAGGACCACUCCCACUCCGACAUCCGAAGCAUCGGCCUCCACCACGAAUUGGCGGGAAGGGUCAGGAUGAACCAAGAUGGGAGCAGUGGUGAAACAGUGUUUGAGUGCAGACAGUAGGGAAGCCAGGGUGCUGUAACCCCGGAUAAAGCGGCAAUAAAAGUUGGCGAAUCCCAGGAAAUGUUGCAGCUGCACUCUGGACAUAGGCUGGGGCCAAUUCACCACCGCUCUCACCUUCCCAGGAUCCAUCUGUACACUCCCUGCAGCGAGGAUGUAGCCCAGGAAGGGGAUGGUGGAGUGAUGGAAUUCGCAUUUCUCCCCUUUCACAAAAAACUGGUUCUCCAGGAGGCGUUGGAGGACCUGUCGGACGUGGUGCACGUGUUCUUGGGCGGAGCGGGAGAAGACGAGGAUGUCGUCGAGGUAGACGAAGACGAACCGGUUCCACAUGUCGCGGAGAACAUCAUUAACCAGGGCCUGGAACACAGCUGGAGCAUUGGUAAGGCCAAAUGGCAUGACCAGAUACUCGUAGUGACCGCUGGCCAUGUUGAAGGCAGUCUUCCACUCGUCCCCCUCCCGUAUCUGCACCAGGUGGUAGGCGUUCCGUAGGUCCCCUGGAGCGGCUCAAAGGCCGAGGAGAUGAGAGGUAGUGGGUAGCGUUUUUUCACCGUGAUGUCGUUGAGGCCCCGGUAGACCAUUGCACAGGCACAGGGUUUUGUCCUUCUUCUCCACAAAAGAACCCUGCACUGGCGGGGGAGGCAGAAGGACAGAUGAACAUGGCAGCUAGGGGAGUCCUCAAUGUAGGUCUCCAUAGCCUUGGUCUCCAGACCCGACAGCGAGUACGGUCAUCCCCAGGGCGGAGUGGUGCCUGGGAGAAGGUCGAUUCCGCAGUCGUAGGGUUGGUGUGGCGGAAGCUAAGUGGCCCGGGGCAGGCUGCGCUGACUUCAGGCAAUGAGAGUGGCAGAACGGGCUCCAGCCCAUGAUGGCACCAGUAGACCAGUCAAUGAACGGGUUGUGUCGCUGGAGCCAAGAGAAACCCAAUACCAGGGGAACCUGAGGAGACUUAAUUAGUAGGAAUUGGAUCGUCUCGCUGUGGUUCCCUGAUAGUCGUAGGUUGAUAGGGGUGGUAUUGUGGGUGACCCGGCCUAUAGAGCGCCCGUCCAGCGCUCUAACGUCCAUGGGAAUGGAGAGGGUCUGAGUGGGGAUGCCCAGCUCGGACGCCAAGGUAGCGUCCAUAAAGCUCUCAUCGGCCCCAGAGUCGAUGAGUACCCGGAGAUUUCGACUGGUUCCCCCACAGCACGUUGGCAUGAAAGGGGGUGUGAGUAAGGGGAGAGGAAAAGUUAUCCAUGUGGCCCAGCAGAGUACUCGCUGCCUACCGGUAAGCCUGGUCUUUUAGUGAACAGGUGGACACAAAAUGACCAGUAGUCCCGUAAUACAGGCAACUCUUCGUGUGAAGACUAUAUUGCCGUUCGGCUGGAGACAGCUUAGCUCUGCCUGGUUGCAUCGGCUCGGGAAGAGGUGAAUCGGCAGACUUCGGAGACUCUCGGGGGAACUCGGGUAGCCUCGGGUUCUCUCGGCAACAGAGCCGUCGGGGACUUCUGGGAUGCCUCGGAGGCGAGUUGGAAUCGGACUUCCUCUCCUUCCUUCGUUCCCGUAGUCACCCAUCAAUCCGAAUGGUCAAGGUGACAUUACAGCUCUCACUAUAUAUCACAGUUCUCACUAUAUAUUACAGUUCUCACUAUACAUCACUAUACAUUACAGCUCUCAAUAUACAUUACAGUUCUCACAAUACAUUGCAGUUCUCACUAUACAUCACUAUACAUUACAGCUCUCAAUAUACAUUACAGUUCUCACUAUACAUUACAGUUCUCACUAUAUAGUACAGUUCUCACUAUACAUUACAGUUCUCACUGUACAUCACUAUACAUUACAGUUCUCACUAUACAUCACAAUACAUUACAGUUCUCACUAUACAUUACAGCUCUCAAUAUACAUUACAGUUCUCACUAUACAUCACUAUACAUUACAGUUCUCACAAUACAUUACAGUUCUCACUAUACAUCACUAUACAUUACAGUUCUCACAAUACAUUACAGUUCUCACUAUACAUCACUAUACAUUACAGUUCUCACAAUACAUUACAGUUCUCACUAUACAUCACUAUACAUUACAGUUCUCACCAUACAUUACAGUUCUCACUAUACAUCACUAUACAUUACAGUUCUCACAAUACAUCACUAUACAUUACAGUUCUCACAAUACAUUACAGCUCUCACUAUACAUUACAGUUCUCACUAUACAUCACCAUACAUUACAGUUCUCACUAUACAUUACAGGUCUCACAAUACAUUACAGCUCUCACGAACUUCUCCCGUAACGAGUACCAGGUCUCUUUCACUGCCAACGGGGACCCAGUGGCCACCUGUGAGCUGGUCAACUGGCAGAUAGGGGAGAGUGGGAACAUGGAGUUUGUGACAGUGGCGCACUAUGAUGCAUCCCUGCCCCCUGGCCAGAGGAUUCGCAUGGAGAGGGAAAUCACCUGGGUAGCGAACACUACACAGGUGCCUGUGUCAGUGGGCAGUGAGAGCUGUCCCCCAGGCACUCGUAAGGCUGCACAGAAAGGAAAGCCUGUCUGCUGUUAUGACUGUGUACCAUGUGCAGAGGGAGAGAUCAGUAAUAUCACAGGUAGGUCUAUAGAAAUACAUUGGGGGGAAAAAGUAUUUAGUCAGCCACCAAUUGUGCAAGUUCUCCCACUUAAAAAGAUGAGAGAGGCCUGUAAUUUUCAUCAUAGGUACACGUCAACUAUGACAGACAAAAUGAGAAAAAUUCCAGAAAAUCACAUUGUAGGAUUUUUAAUGAAUUUAUUAGCAAAUUAUGGUGGAAAAUAAGUAUUUGGUCAAUAACAAAAGUUUCUCAAUACUUUGUUAUAUACCCUUUGUUGGCAAUGACACAGGUCAAACGUUUUCUGUAAGUCUUCACAAGGUUUUCACACACUGUUGCUGGUAUUUUGGCCCAUUCCCCCAUGCAGAUCUCCUCUAGAGCAGUGAUGUUUUGGGGCUGUCGCUGGGCAACACGGACUUUCAACUCCCUCCAAAGAUUUUCUAUGGGGUUGAGAUCUGGAGACUGGCUAGGCCACUCCAGGACCUUGAAAUGUUUCUUACGAAGCCACUCCUUCGUUGCCCGGGCGGUGUGUUUGGGAUCAUUGUCAUGCCGAAAGACCAAGCCACGUUUCAUGUUCAAUGCCCUUGCUGAUGGAAGGAGGUUUUCACUCAAAAUCUCAUGAUACAUGGCCCCAUUCAUUCUUUCCUUUACACGGAUCAGUCGUCCUGGUCCCUUUGCAGAAAAAUAGCAACUCCACAUUCAUUGUACUCCAAACACGACGAGUUGAGUUUUUACCAAAAAGUUAUAUUUUGGUUUUUAUCUGACCAUAUGACAUUCUCCCAAUCCUCUUCUGGAUCAUCCAAAUGCACUCUAGCAAACUUCAGACGGGCCUGGACAUGUACUGGCUUAAGCAGGGGGACACGUCUGGCACUGCAGGAUUUGAGUCCCUUGCGGCGUAGUGUGUUACUGAUGGUAGGCUUUGUUACUUUGGUCCCAGCUCUCUGCAGGUCAUUCACUAGGUCCCCCCGUGUGGUUCUGGGAUUUUUGCUCACCGUUCUUGUGAUAAUUUUGACCCCACGGGGUGAGAUCUUGCGUGGAGCCCCAGAUCGAGGGAUAUUAUCAGUGGUCUUGUAUGUCUUCCAUUUCCUAAUAAUUGCUCCCACAGUUGAUUUCUUCAAACCAAGCUGCUUACCUAUUGCAGAUUCAGUCUUCCCAGCCUGGUGCAGGUCUACAAUUUUGUUUCUGGUGUCCUUUGACAGCUCUUUGGUCUUGGCCAUAGUGGAGUUUGGAGUGUGACUGUUUGAGGUUGUGGACAGGUGUCUUUUAUACUGAUAACAAGUUCAAACAGGUGCCAUUAAUACAGGUAACGAGUGGAGGACAGAGGAGCCUCUUAAAGAAGAAGUUACAGGUCUGUGAGAGCCAGAUAUCUUGUUUGUUUGUAGGUGACCAAAUACUUAUUAUCCACCAUAAUUUGCAAAUAAAUUCAUUAAAAAUCCUACAAUGCGAUUUUCUGGAUUUUUUUUUCUCAAUUUGUCUGUCAUAGUUGACGUGUACCUAUGAUGAAAAUUACAGGCCUCUAUCAUCUUUUUAAGUGGGAGAACUUGCACAAUUGGUGGCUGACUAAAUACUUUUUUCCCCCACUGUAGUUGGCAGAAAAUGUGUAGUAAAUUAUAUCAUCCUUUACUAAGGGAAAUUUAUAUGGUUUAUUCAUAUUACUAGCACUACAAAGACAGGUAGUGUCUAUCAAUCAUGUUCAUGUUCUGAUUAUCUGAUGUAAGCUGCACAGCAAUUCAAUAUUAUUUAUUGUAAACUGCCAAAGUGCAGCAUUGUGGGACAUGUAGUUGUAUGUGUAAAUAAAUUAAACAAAUCUUUUAUUAUUAACAUUUGAUGACUGUUGUUUUCUCCUGAUCGGAUUCUUCAGACUGUCAGAGCUGUCCUGAGGAGUACUGGGCCCAACGCUGCGAGAGACCUCUGUGUCUGUCAGUAGCUGAGUGUAGAUGCGGUGAGGAAAUCAAGCGCAGGAAACACGGGCGUUCGUCAACAGACUUUAGUUAACAAAAUGCAGCACCAAACAGGCGAACAGCCAACCCAACCGGGAGGCAAAAUACAAAUUACGCACAACACACACAGUGCGUAAAAUGAAGAUAGCGCACACAGUGCGGACUCUCGGAAAACAACAAACACGAGAGUAAUACAAAAAGAGCGCCCUCUCUAAUGCGCACCAAGUUAUAUGCGCUCCUGAGAUCCAAUUUUGUGAAGAACUGAGCACCGUGUAAUGAUUCCGUCAUAGUCGCAAUCAGAGGAAGUGGAUAGCUGUACUUCACUGUAAUCUGAUUGAGACCGCGGUAAUCAAUACACGGGCGCAGACCUCCAUCCUUUUUCUUCACAAAAAAGAAGCUUGAGGAAGCGGGUGAAGUGGAGGCCCGUAUGUAUCCCUGUCUCAGAGACUCGGCGAUGUAAGUUUCCAUCGCCUUCCUCUCCUCUUGAGACAAGGGAUACACAUGGCUCCGCGGGAGGGCUGCUCCUAACUGGAGAUCUAUCGCACAAUCCCCCUGUCUAUGAGGCGGCAGCUGCACCGCCCUAGUCUUACUAAACACCAGUGUCAAAUCCUCAUACUCGGGGGGAAUAUGCAGUGCAGGCAUUAGAUUCUGACUUUCCACUGAGGUCGCCCCUAUGGAAACACCCAGACACAGCCCCUCACACUGAGCAGACCACCCUUUAAGAGCUUUCUCUCGCCACGAAAUAGUAGGGUCAUGGGUAAUCAACCAGGGAAGCCCCAGCACCACCGGAUACACAGGAGAGUCAAUCAGAUAGAGCUGAAUCGUCUCCUCAUGACCCCCCUGCGCCUCCAUCUUAAGGGGCGCUGUGACCUCCCUAAUCAACCCAGAUCCUAACGGAUGGCUAUCUAGGGCAUGUACAGGGAAAGGCUUAUCAACGGGAAGGAGAGGAAUCCCUAAUUCUACACAGAACUGGCGAUCUACAAAGUUCCCAGCUGCGCCUGAAUCGACUAGCGCCUUAUGCUGGGAACGAGGUGCUACCUGUGGAAAACAAACAGGCAAGGUUAUGUGAACGACAGAAAGCUCUGGGUAAGUAGGGCGCCUACUCACCUGGGAGGACUCCCCAAUGCGUGGCUUGCCUUCACCUCCACCGGGGGACCUUCCCCAACACCUAGCCGCGGUGUGCCCUCCACGGCCACAGUUGGUGCAGGGGACGGCCCCCCUCGGGUUCCUACUCCUCCUUUCUCUAGCGCCAGCACCUCCGAGCUGCAUAGGGCUCGGCUCAGAGGUGCUGGAGGGUGAAAUGGGCGACCCCCAUCCGGGACGUCCACGGGUGGCGAGCAGGGUGUCCAACCGAAUGGCCAUGUCGACUAGUUGGUCAAAUGUCAACAUGGUAUCCCUGCACGCCAACUCUCUUUGGACGUCCUCCCGGAGGCUACAACGGACGUGGUCUAUGAGGGCCCGCUCAUUCCACCCUGCAUCUGCCGCUAGAGUCCGGAACUCCAGGGCAAAAUCCUGUGCGCUCCUCAUCCCCUGUCGGAGGAAGAACAGACGCUCCCCCGCCGCCUUCCCUUCUGGUGGAUGGUCGAACACGGCCCGGAAGCGGCGGGAGAACUCCGCAUAGGUGAUGGUAGCGGCGUCCAUUCUCCUCCAUUCGGCGUUGGCCCACUCCAACGCCUUGCCGGUGAGACAGGAGAUGAGGGCGGAGACGCUCUCGUGUCCCGAGGGCGCCGGGUGUACGGUGGCGAGGUAGAGCUCCACCUGUAGCAGGAACCCUUGACACCCGGCAGCGGAGCCGUCGUACGCCCUCGGGAGCGAGAGCCGAAUCCCACUGGGUUCCGGAAUGUGGACAGGAGGACUGACUGAUGGGGAUGGUCCGGUAGGUGGGGGCGUGGGUACCCCGCUGCUUUCCCAUCGGUGGAGAGUGUUCAUCACCCGAUCCAAGGCGUGACCGAUCUGGUUAAUCCGGUCCUCCUGUCCACGAAGACGGUCCUCCAUGACCUCUGUCGGCGCGGGUGCUCCUGCUGACUCCAUGAUGUGAUGUGGUAUUCUGUCAGUAGCUGAGUGUAGAUGCGGUGAGGAAAUCAAGCGCAGGAAACACGGGCGUUCGUCAACAGACUUUAGUUAACAAAAUGCAGCACCAAACAGGCGAACAGCCAACCCAACCGGGAGGCAAAAUACAAAUUACGCACAACACACACAGUGCGUAAAAUGAAGAUAGCGCACACAGUGCGGACUCUCGGAAAACAACAAACACGAGAGUAAUACAAAAAGAGCAACAGCUUGACAAUAAACAAUACCACAUAACACCUGCCACCACACACGAAAACUAAAUAGGCAACCAAAUCAAACACUAACAAGGGACAGGUGUACAAACAGACAAAACCAAACAAACAUGAAACAUCGAACGGUGGCAGCUAGUACUCCGGGGACGACGACCGCCGAAGCCUGCCCGAACAAGGAGGAGGAGCAGCAUCGGCUGAAACCGUGACAGUGUCUUAGGCCUGUGGAGUUCCUGUCCUUCCACAAGGUCCUUAGAAUCAUCCUGACAGCCUGCUCUGUGGGCGGGGCCUGUCUGGCCAUCUCCACGGUAACUGUCUUCUACCGCCACCGAACGUCGGCCAUCGUCUGAGCUGAGCUUCCUGCUGCUCUUCUCCUUGACUCUGUGUUUUCUGUGUUCUCUUACUUUCAUUGGCCGGCCCUCUGAGUGGUCCUGUAUGCUGCGCCACACAGCGUUUGGGAUCACCUUCGUCCUCUGCAUCUCUUGUGUUCUGGGGAAAACAAUAGUGGUGUUGAUGGCCUUCAGGGCUACACUUCCAAGCAGUAAUGUCAUGAAAUGGUUUGGGCUUCCACAGCAAGAGAUUGACUGUAGUGUCCUUCACGUUUGUCAAGGCUUUGAUAUGCACUCUGUGGUUGGUCCUGUCCCCUCCCCAUUAAAAGCCUCACUACCUACAAAGAAAGGGUCAUUCUAGAGUGUGACUUAGGCUCUGUGGGGGCAUUCUGGGAUGUGUUGGGGUAUAUAGGACUCCUGGCUCUCUUGUGCUUUGUGCUGGCUUUUCUGGCUCGAAAGCUGCCUGAUAACUUCAAUGAGGCCAAAUUCAUCACCUUCAGCAUGCUCAUUUUCUGUGCAGUCUGGAUCACCUUUAUCCCAGCUUAUGUCAGCUCUCCUGGGAAGUUCACCGUAGCUGUGGAGAUAUUGGCUAUCAUCGCCUCUAGCUUUGGUUGGUUCUUUUUAUUAUUACCUGCUUUAUUAUUAUGUUCAGGCCAGAGAAGAACACCUAGAAACACCUUAUGGGGAAGACAUCCAAUCAUAUACAUUAUUAAGAAAUACAUGAGGGGAAAACAUAUUCAGUUAUAUGGUAUAACAUACGUUUAGGUAGCACUACUCUGACAGUGAUGACCAAGAAUUUGGCAGGUAAUCAUUGGUAACUAGAAACAUGACGCAGGGUCACUUUGGAUAUUCCAAUGUUUUGACAGAUUAGAGGUUAUAUCUAGUGUUGAACCUAAUUUGACCAGCUAAAUGAUGUGGUUAGCAGUAGCCUACAGAGUGGAAUCACUUCCAUGUUGUUUGUAAAAACCUUUAUUCCUAUAUGAAUUGAUUUGACAUUGAAGUGCAUGUGUUCAAUUGCUAUUGUAAUUCAUCAUAUGAUGUAUUAUAACAGUAUACUACAAUACACAUGUUCAGAUACAUCUGUGUCUUGCCAAUGGCUUGCUUGGCCUCCCAAUCCACAUUUAUUAGAUAGCUUAUUCUUGAUAUUCAUUAUAUUUUAAUAAUUACAGAUCACAUACAACCAACCCUCAUCACACUUUGCAAACAGUUCAACCCAGUGUACAGUGAAUGGGCAGUCGUCUCAUGCAAACAUCAGCUACUACAACAGUUUAUUUAGUAAUGAGGACACACACUGUACAAGAAGCCAAAUGGUUGUUGCAUUCUAGUGCAAUGUAGGGACUGUAGCUGACAGUGGUUAUGAGUAACACUUUACAUUUAGUUGUACUUUACUUAUGUUGUAACGCUAAAUCUCAACUAGGUUCCUCUCUGGUCUCAGCCUGGUGUUUCUCCAUAAUCCCUUACUUAGUGUUCCUCUCUGGUCUCAGUAAGAUGAUGUAAAAUUUAGGGACAAGGAUGCACAGCAGCAGUCCAAAACUAGAGGCUAAGAUGGCAAAUAUCUCCACAGCUUCGGUGAACUUCCCAGGAGAGCUGACGUAGGCUGGGAUGAAGGAGAUCCACACGGCACAGAAGAUCAGCAUGCUGAAGGUGAUGAACUUGGCCUCGUUGAAGUUGUCUGGAAGAUUCCUGGCCAGGAAGGCUAAGAGGAGACAGAGAGAGGCCAUCAGGCUGACAUAGCCCAGUACCAGUUAGAACCCUGGGGUCCAAGGCUCCUUACACUCCAGCACCAUCAUGCCGGUCAGACCCUGGUACGAAGAGUUCCUGAACGGGAUGGAGGUAGCCGUGGAGACACACCUGGGGGAAGUAGUGGAACAAUAAGCAUCAUAUGGUAGGCCAUCAUGCCAGUCUACAAAAGGUUAUGUAGUAGGACUACAGUUUGAUGAGUUCAACAGCUCUACCUGAGGGGCGGUGGUGCAGAGAAUCAGUGUCCUCUUCUAAGAAGGUCCAAACAGCUUCAUCAGGGCACUGGAGCCUGGUACAGUGGUCCUGAAGGCCAGCAGCAGCACAAUGGUCUUGACCAGCAGCACAAUGGUCUUGACCAGCACCACGAUGGCCUUGAUCAGCACCACGAUGGUCUUGACCAGCACCACGAUGGCCUUGAUCAGCACCACGAUGGUCUUGACCAGCGCCACGAUGGUCCUGUCGCAGGAAGAUGGUGCAGACAGACUGUGUGUUGUCAGGGGAUAGGGUGACAGGAAGACGGUGCAGACAGACUGUGUGUUGUCAGGGGAUAGGGUGACAAGAAGACGGGGCAGACAGACUGUGUGUUGUCAGGGGAUAGGGUGACAGGAAGACGGGGCAGACAGACAGAUGCAUGUGUGUGUGUGUGUCCACAGAGGAGCUCAGCUGAGAUAUGUGAGGCUCUGUGACCAGGUGUAUGCCCUGUAUGUGGAGAUGUAGGAUGAAGAGAGAAAGGAGGGAGAGGAGAGGGAGAGGGAGAGGAGAGGGAGAGGGAGAGGGAGAGGGAGAGGAGAGGGAGCGAGUAUUCUCGCUGUGUCUGAGCGCGACUGGCACGGUCGCGAGCGCUCUCCCUACUAUCUCGCUCUGCUGCGCGCUCGCGCGAUCGCUCGACUCUCUCUCUUCUAGCUCUCGUCUCGAGGGUCUCUCUCUCUCUCUCUCGCUCCUCUCUCGCUCCCUCUCUAGCUCUCUCGCUUCUCUCUUCUCUCUCUGCUCGUUCUCUUCUUCUCUCUGGGCUUUCACCUGCGGCGCUUUUUCUCGCUUCUCUUCGCUCGCGAGCGCGCUUCUCUCGCGCCUCCUCGCCCUCGUGUCUCUUCUUCUGGCUCUCAGAGAGGAGAGUAGAGAGAUAGGAGGAUAGAGAGAGAGAGAGAGAGAAACAGAUCAGUGUGACAGACACCUACAGGACACAUGGUGGAAUGGCUUGGAUGUGUGCAAUAUUUCUUUAAAUUCAUUUAAAUUCAAAGGGCUUUAUUGGCAUGGGAAACAUGUUUUCAUUGCCAAACCAAGUGAAAUCGAUAAUAAACAAAAGUGAAAUUAUCAAAAAUGAACAGUAAACAUUACACUCACAAAAGUUUCAAAGGAAUAGAGACAUUUUAAAUGUCAUAUUAUGGCUAUGUACAGUGUUAUAACGAUGUGCAAAUAGUUAAAGUACAAAAGGCAAUGUCAUAUACAUAAAUAAACAUAAAAAUGGGUUGUAUUUACAAUGGUGUUUGUUCUUCACUGGUUGCCCUUUUCUUGUGGCAACAAGUCACGAAUCAUCUUUCUCUGACACUCACGUCUCCUACCUGCAAAUCUGACCCCCUCCCACCGUCUCCUCCCCCAUGCCUCCCCUCCCCCUCGCCACCCCUCCCCCUGCCCUGAUUUAUGACAUGUCUUUGGUCCUCCCCUUGUGAAAGAUCAAACAAUGACGUUGUCCUAAACCUCCACAGAGGUUGACACUAUAAAAGAGAGGGAGAGAGAGUAAGGAAGCGACAGAGGGGGAGAGACAGAGGACAGCUAUGAGGGUCUGGCAAUAUAUUGACCUGUACCUAUCUAUAAACAUGAUACUGAACUCCUCAUCUCUGAGCCUAGCAUUGACCUACUCCUCUUCCUCAUCUUCCUCCUCUGCCUCGUCCUCUUCCUCGUCCUGUCGUCUGCGGGAGCAGUUCAGUCUGAAUGGGAUGUACCAGAAGGGUGACGUGGUUCUGGGUGGUCUGUUUGAGGUCCACUACUUCACUGUGUUCCCUGAGCUAUCCUUCACAUCAGAACCACAGCAGCUCCACUGUGAGGGGUGAGUAUUCAUCUGCUGGACUGGACUGGACUAGACUGGACUGGACUAGACUGGAUGUGUGUCUGCACUUAAAGGACAGAUAGACAUUCAUACUAUAAGAAGCCCCGUGAUGAUUUGAUCAGUGGUAACCAACCCUGGUCCUGGAGAGCUUCUGGGGUCUUGUUACAUUGGUGAUAUUGUACAUUGCGGUCUCAAAAUAUCUGUGAAUUAAUUGUGUGUAUUCCAUUGUUUUCAAUCAUGAUUCCUGUUUUCUAACCAAAUUUCCCUUUAAGAUAAACCUAUUUUAUUAUCUAUCCUUGACUAAAGUAAUUGCUCUCCUCCCAACCCCCUAAGACAAUACUCUCUCACACACACCCCUUAAGAGGUGCACAGGGUUCAGCAGCUCUGGAGCAAUUUAAAACAUUUACAGAUUGAUUGAAUGUUCCUUUUCUCUGUCAGUUUUGCCCGUUUUGGUUUCAUGCAGGCCCAGACUAUGGCGUUUGCUGUAGACGAGAUCAACAGAAACCCUGACCUUCUGCCCAACAUCACCCUCGGAUAUCAGCUCUACGACAACUGCCAGACCCUGGGAGUAUCGUUCCGUGCUGCCAUGUCAUUGGCCAGUGGGACAGAGGAAGAGUUCCUAUUGGAUGAGACUUGUUCUGGGUCACCCCCGGUGCUAGGGAUUGUGGGAGACCCAGGGUCCACUCACUCCAUCGCCAUCUCCAGUGUCCUAGGGCUGUUCCGGGUACCCAUGGUAAAUCAGAAAGAAUAGAAAGAUGACAACAUUAUUGGAAAUGUCCUUGUAUUCCAAAACCACACUUAGAGAGAGAAACAGCAUGUUUAGGUCUUAAAUGUGUCUAGGUAUAAAACCUUUCUAUUUCAUUAAUUCAUUGAAGAAUAAAAAAAUAUAUAUAAUUGUAUAUUUCACUCCCUCAGGUGAGUCACUACGCCACAUGUUCCUGUCUGAGCGACCGGAGCAAGUACCCAUCCUUCUUCAGAACCAUCCCCAGCGAUGCCUUUCAGGUCCGUCCCUAAGAAUAAGGCUAUAAUGACCUGAUUAGACAGUGAACCGUCAUCUCCCAUGUAUACUCGCUAUAUUCUCUAUACUCUGUAACGGCAUUACAGUUAAAUAAAAGGUUAAAUAUAGAAAAAGUUAAAUAUGGUUAAAUAAAAGGUUAAAUAAAAGGUUAAAUAAAAGGUUAAAUAAAAGGUUAAAUAAAAAUAAUGCAUGUAAUUUAUGUUGAUCUCUCUAUACUCUCCAGUAUCUGUAGUAACAUCAGUAAUGUCUAAUCCCUGUUGAUGUGAUCCCAGGUGCGAGCCAUGAUCCAGAUCCUACGUCGGUUGGGCUGGACCUGGGUGGGCCUGGUGUUCAGUGAUGAUGACUAUGGAGUUCACGCUGCCCGGUCCUUCCACUCAGACCUGGCCCAGACAGGGGGCUGUGUGGCAUAUUCCCAGGUGCUGCCCAGGGACAACCGCCCCACAGAGCUGCAGAGGAUCGUGGGAGAGAUCAAGCGCUCCUCUGCUCGCGUGGUGGUGGUGUUUUCCAACGAGGCCUACCUGCUCCCUCUAGUGGACGAGGUUCAGAGAUGCUUUACAUUGACUUUAGUUGAAGAUCUAAAAGGACACAUACAAUACCUUCACAUUUUAGUUUCAGACGCUCUAAUCCAGAACAAUUUACAGUUAAUAAUAAUAAUAAUAAUAAUAAUAUAUGCCAUUUAGCAGAUGAUUUUAUCCGAAGCGACUUACAGUCAGUGAUGUGUGCAUAUAUUUUACGUAUGGUUGGCCCUGGGCAAUUAGUGCAUCCAUCUUAAGACAGCUAGGGGGGACAAUGACAUGUCACAGUCAUAGUAAGUACAUUUUUCCUCAAUAAAGUAGCUAUCAGCAAAUACAUUUUACAGCCAUAAUUACAGCCAUAAUUACAGCCAUAAUUACAGCCAUAAUUACAGCCAUAAUUACAGCCAUAACAGAUGUAGGAUGUUUCCCCUCUCGCACAGGCUAACAAAUAACAGUGCAUGAAAGUGUUGUAACAUGUUACCAUUGUGGCGUGCUUGAUGCCAACAUUAUAUAAAAUAUAAAACCCAUUUUACAAGGUGGUCGUGCAGAAUGUGAUGGGUCUCCAGUGGAUCGCCAGUGAAGCCUGGACCACCUCCUCAGUGUUAAACACCCCCCGUCUCAUGCCCUACCUGGGGGGUACCCUGGGUAUCGCUAUCCGUCGUGGAGAGAUACCCGGCCUCAGGGACUACCUGCUUAGCAUCCACCCCGACGACCAACCUGCCAGUAACCAUGGAAACAGCAUGGUGAGGUAGUUUUUUAGUCUUUUAACUCCAACCGUUUAUUUAAACACUUUAUACAUUAUGUUUAAAAUAUUUUAAAGGCUACUGCUUAUAAAUACCACAAUACAGGUUAUUAUUUGUUAUUCCUCUACUGGAGAGGAAGCUCAGUUGGUAGAGCAUGGCGCUUGCAACGCCAGGGUUGUGGGUUCGAUUCCCACGGGGGGCCAGUAUGAAACCCCCCCCCCCCCAAAAAAAAAAAAUAACAUGUAUGCACUCACUAACUGUAAGUCGCUCUGGAUAAGAGCGUCUGCUAAAUGACUAACAUGUAAUAACAUUUCCUUCUCUGUUCUGGUAAGGUGAGACAGUUCUGGGAGGCUGUGUUUGAGUGCAGGUUGGAGCCCCCGGCAGGGUGGGUGGAGGCUGGGGGUAGUGUGUGUACAGGACAGGAGGACCUGAGGGAUGUGGAGACCAACUAUGGGGACGUGUCUGAGCUCAGGCCGGAGUAUAACGUGUAUAAGGCAGUGUACGCCCUGGCCCAUGCCCUGCAUGACCUACUGCAGUGUGUGCCAGGGAGAGGACCUUUCAGUGGGCACCGCUGUGCCAGCCUACAGAGACUGGAGCCCUGGCAGGUGGGAUACAUGCACACGUGCAGACCUACACUUUGUCUUCUGUUUACUGUUUUCUUAGUCAAGGUCCCCUGACUACAUACUGUAUUUCUCAACAUCCUCUCCUUCUCUUCCCUCCAUUCCUCCAUCCCCCUCCUCUGGCCAGCUGGUCCAUUACCUGGAGAGGGUUAAUUUCACCACAGGGUUUGGCGAUCGCAUUUCUUUCGAUGACAACGGGGACGCCCUGGCCAUCUAUGACAUCAUGAACUGGGUGUGGCUCCAGGACGGGAGCGUGCAGGUGGAGAAUGUGGGUGUGGUCGACGAAUCAGCACCCGCAGGACAAGAGCUCACACUGGACGAGGACAGAAUUUUCUGGAACUUUGAGUCAAAAAAGGUUAUUUGUAAAGUUAUGUAGUUAUAUAGCAUAUUUCACUACUGCAACAGCAACAGUGUAAACUUAUACCAGUGGAGGGCAAAGAAGCAUUAGAUAUGGGUGUCAAAAUAUGGGUGUAUAAAUAUGGGUGUAUAAAUAUGGGUGUAUAAAAGUCUGAAAUUAUAAUUCCCCCUCACCUUCGUCCUUAUAGCCCCCUCGAUCAGUGUGCAGUGAGAGCUGUCCCCCAGGCACCCGUGUAGCCAGGAGGAAGGGGGAGCCUGUCUGCUGCUUCGACUGCAUCCCCUGUGCUGAGGGGGAGGUCAGCAACACCACAGGUCAGUGAACUGAAUAUAAUUUAAACAAUUGGAGGGUAGCCUGGGGCUGUAGAAAAGGUUUUCCACAUUUUCAUUGUCUGUCUUUCUGUCAGACUCGGCCGAGUGCUCGAGGUGUCCAGAGGACUUCUGGUCCAGCCCGGGGCGUGACCUCUGCAUCCCUAAAGGGGUUGAGUUCCUCUCCUACCAGGAACCCCUGGGCAUCUCCUUGACAACCGCCUCAUUGCUAGGAGCCCUCAUCUGUACAGUGGUCCUUGGAAUCUUCGCCCGUUACCGGAACACGCCUGUUGUCAAGGCCAAUAACUCUGAGCUAAGCUUCCUGCUUCUGCUGUCACUCAAACUCUGCUUCCUGUGCUCGCUGCUGUUCAUUGGUCGGCCCCGGCUGUGGACGUGCCAGCUGAGGCAUGCAGCGUUUGGUAUCAGCUUUGUUCUCUGUGUCUCCUGUAUACUGGUGAAGACCAUGGUGGUGCUGGCUGUGUUCAGGACCUCUAAGCCCGGGGGCGAGGCCAGCCUGAAGUGGUUUGGUGCUGGGCAGCAGAGAGGAACAGUUCUGGUUCUCACCUCAUUCCAGGCCGCUAUCUGCACAGCCUGGCUGGUCUCAGCCUCUCCAACUCCACACAAAAACACGCGCUACCAAAAAGAUAAGAUUGUAUAUGAGUGUGUGGUGGGGUCGGUUGCAGGGUUCGGAGCGUUGCUAGGCUACAUCGGCCUACUGGCGAUCCUCAGCUUCCUCUUGGCUUUUCUGGCCAGGAAUCUUCCAGACAACUUCAACGAGGCCAAGUUCAUCACCUUCAGCAUGCUGAUCUUCUGUGCCGUGUGGAUCUCCUUCGUCCCAGCCUACGUCAGCUCUCCUGGGAAGUACGCAGACGCUGUGGAGAUAUUCGCCAUCUUAGCUUCCAGCUUUGGCCUCCUGGUAGCACUGUUCGGCCCAAAGUGUUACAUCAUCCUGCUGAGGCCUGAGAGGAACACCAAGAAGUCUCUAAUGGGCCGGGCCACAACCAAGACAUAGGGAGAAUCUUCAUUUCAUUUCCUUGAUUCCUUGCGUCCUCUUUCCUUGCCUUCUUCUCAAAACCUGAGAAGGUCAGAGGAGGUUGGAUAACUAACCUUCUCAUUGAAUGGGUUUUGAGAAGGAGACCGAGGAGAGAGGACGCGAGGAAUCACUGAAAUUAAAUGGAGUUUCUCCCAUAGGUUCAAUACCAUACCAAUAGUCUACAGCGGAUUCCUCUCCUUGACUCCUUUAUAUCCUCUGCACUGAUCUGAAAUAUGAACACUAGGUGGAAGUACUAUGCCUGCUAGGGAUCUGCUUGUCACUCUUUCAAUACAAAUAAAGGAAAGGAGAUAAGAUAAAGGAAAGGAGACAAGAUAAAGGAAAGGAGACAAGAUAAAGGAAAGGAGACAAGAUAAAGGAAAGGAGAAAGUAUAGUAACAGAGGAUGAUGGUCUCAAAUAGCUCAUUUUAGUUGCCAUGGCAACAAAAAUAUGUUAUGGUUUUGUUAGUACCCUAGUGAUGUGUAGUAGCCUGCUAUCGAUUAUAAUUAUGAUGUUCUGUAAUUAAAUAUGAAUCAGAUAAUACAUGAUUUAUCUCUUUGGGCUUUUGAUUGAUUUCAUCUGUCUAUGUUUGUGGCUUUAAUCUUCUAGGGGAUAGGUUAUCUCUGAUGAGUGGUUUUCUUUAUAUAAAGGCUUUUGAUUGAAUCAUCACAACGUGUGUCAUAAAACAGCAUAACAUCCCUGUUCCUUCUAAAGGAUUCUGCUCCCACACUCAUUCACCCAUGAAUAAAUGAUUCAUUAAUGCAAUUUUUCAAUUAAUAAAACAUUCUGACUUGAAAGGAGCUGCUUGAAUGUGUUUUUAUUGAACUGUUGAAAUUGACAAAUGUAUUUUAUUAAAAUAUCCAGAAACUGUGUCAUAUGGGAAAAGAGAAUUACACACCUCAUAAAAUGUGAAAGGAAUGAACAACAUUUUUCAUUAAGCAUAUCUAAUUUAAUUGAUUGGCGUAUGUGUUUUCAUAACUGAUUUUCAGGGGAGAAAUGGAUGUCAUUAAAGUCUAUUGAUGAUGGUAAAGAAAAGUCACGUAGUGAUUCAGAUGAAGACGUACUAAGUGGUGACUCACUGUUGAUUCACUGUUGACUCACUGUUGAAUCACUGUUGACUCACUGUUGAAUCAUUAGAAACAGACACUACUAGCAUGGUAGGAAAGUGCUGUUAAUUUGUGUCCAUCAACUUGUUUUGGUAUUGUCUGUAAAGUAUGUAACUUGCUUAUAAGUAUUAUACAAUGUAUCAUGUCAUUAUUUUUACCAUACAACAAGUUAGUGAGAUGGUGUGAUCAACUAAACACAAUGAAUAAUAUAUUAGGACAUCAUGUGUUUCUUGGUGGUUUCUAUUUGGCCAUCAUGUGUUUCUUGGUGUUUCUCUCUGGUCUUAGGAGGAUGAUGAAACAUUUUGGAGCAAACAGACAGAACAGCAGCCCAAAGCUGGAAGCUAAGAUGGCGAAUAUCUCCACAGCAUCUGCGUACUUCCCAGGAGAGCUGACGUAGGCUGGGACGAAGGAGAUCCACACGGCACAGAAGAUCAGCAUGCUGAAGGUGAUGAACUUGGCCUCGUUGAAGUUGUCUGGGAGUUUCCUGGCCAGGAAGGCUAAGAGGAGACAGAUAGAGGCCAGCAGGCCGAUGUAGCCCAGCACCAGAGAGAAGCCGACCACAGAGCCCACCUCACACUCCAGGAUGACCUUUGACCCCUUGAGGCCUAGGUCACGGUAAGGCAGGGGAGGGCUCACGGACAGCCACACGGCACAGAUGAUCACCUGUGUUUACAAACACAAUUACAAACACAAUUUACUCAUCUUAUAAAUGACUGAUUAAUUUAGUUACGUGACUUGAAGUUAUUUCAAUGUUAAAGCUCUCACCUGAACACUGGUAAAGAGGAAGACACUCCCUCUCUGCUGACUGGGUCCAAACCACCUCAUCAGCUGCCCAGCACCGGGCCUGGCUGAGCGGAACACAGCCAGAACAACGAUGGUCUUGACCAGGAGGCAGGAGAGGCAGAGCACGAAGAUGACCCCAAACGCCGCCUGGCGGAUCCGACACGCCCACACAGAGGGACGCCCAAUGAACACCAACGAACACAGGAAGCAGAGCUUGAGCGACAUGAGAAGUAGGAAACUCAGCUCUGAGUUGUUGGCCCGCACCUGAAAGGGUUACACAUACAUGGUACAAUAGAAGAAUUUUCCAUUUUAUCCCAUACCCGAUUUAACACUUUAUUAAAGCUCUUACCAGAGGGGUGUGGCGGUGGUAAACAAAGAACAGAAACACAGCCGUUGUUGCCACAGCGCCACACACGGCAACAGUGGUCAGGGUGAUGCCCAUGAUAUCGUUGAAGGAGAGGAACUCGAGCUGACGAGGGAUGCAGGCAGUCCGAUGGCUGUUGGACCAGAACUCCAGAGGACAGCGGUCACAUAUCAGAGAGCCUGGGAGAUUGAACUCAUUACUAUAAUGUUUGAAAAGCAUAAUUACUUAUUCAGUCUAAUAAGUCUUAAGUAAGCAUUAACACACAACAGACUGUGGGAAUUACCACAAACCUCAGCGAUGUGAGAAGGCACGAGACCAAUGAUAUUUUAAAUGAUAUUAUUCUCCCACAUCACAGUUCACUGACCUGUGGUGUUGCUGACCUCCCCCUCAGCACAGGGGAUGCAGUCGAAGCAGCAGACAGGCUCCCCCUUCCUCCUGGCUACACGGGUGCCUGGGGGACAGCUGUCACUGCACACUGACACAGGCACCUGUACAUGCGAUGAAAUGAAUUUCAAUUGAACAAAAAACCAUUCAGUUCAUGUUUUAAAAUUGUCUUUCUUACCAUAUUAGAUCCUGUGUUCCACUGGAUGGCUGAUUGGUUGAUGAGGAGAUUGGACCCAUCUACUCGGCCAAUCGUGACAAGUUUGAGCAACCCCUGGGGUGUGGCCUGCCAGUUCACAAGGUCGUACAUAGCAGGGACGUCCGCGCCCCGGAAGUAGAACGGCUCCCCAAGUGGAGUGGUGAAGUUAACCAGGUUCAGGUGCUGCAACAACUUGGAGGAAAGGAGACACAAACAUGACCAUGACCAUUACACUGUUAAUAUGAUAUAAUAACUGAAAACAUAUCCCCAUAGCAACUAUUAAGUGGACAUGAAUAUUUAAUGAUAUUGAAUAACAAAAAAGGUUAUAUUGACAUGAGCAAUUUCCCCCCUGACUGAUUUAAGUGUUUGCAAAUCAUCUCUAAUUAAUAGGCGCAAAAGAUGAGUGUACCUCCGCUGGGCUGAUGUUGUGAGGAGGGGAGCAGGUGACGCUGCUGCCCCAGGUAGGGCUGUCUCUCUGGGGGCAGGACAGCAGGCUGUGGAGGGCGUGGGCUGCAGCAUACACAGCCAGGUACACGUUAUAGGUUAUUCUCAGCUGGGAGGUGUCUGUGAAGGGGCUUUGCACACCCUCCAUAGUCUCUGCCCCACUGCAGGAGGCCAGGCGUGGACGGGGGGAACUGGAGGUGGGAGGAGGGAUGUGUGAUAUUGACACAGAGGGGGUUGGAGGAAGGGGAGAGGGGAGCAGAGACGUGCCGUGUGCAUCUGCUGCUCCAGGGCUACACCCAAACUCAGUUUCCCAGAGUUCCUUCAAUAGGACAUCUCCGGGACGACGAGAGGGGUGGAGACUUCGAAGGUGGGCCUCAAAGCCAGGAAUAG